GUUACGUUGCCGGAGACGCUGACAGGGACUGGAGGAGGAGUGAGCGCGGGGAGGUCGGCGGUGGGGGGAGGGGGAAGCUGUGGAGAAGGAGAAAGCGAGGCAUUAGCAACAGCGCCAGCAGUAAUGGUGGCGGCGGCUGAGGCGGCGAGAGGCUGCUGCGGUUGACGCCGGUCCUUCCCGCAGGUGGGUAGGCGAGCCUCUCCCCCUUCCCCGCUUCUCGUCCCCCGCUUUCGGUGUGAGGGAGGUUGGGUGGAAGGGGCUGGACGGGGGGCUUCGGAAGCGGCUGAGGCGCCGCUUCUCGGCUUUGACAGCUUCCUACCCCCGCUGCCCCUUCCUCCUGCGCCCCGUUGCAGGCAGGUGUUUCUUCGGCCUCCUUUCGCCGCUCUGGCUCUGAGCCUCCUCUCAGCACCGCCACAGUAUAAACAGGUAGCAGCAGCAGCAGCAGCAGCAGCCCUUUCCUUACCCUUGGCAAAGUGGAGCCUCUCUGACGUGACCAUUUCUCUCCCUCUCCCGCCCCCCCUUCUUCUCUUUGCCCUCCUCCCUCUUCUUCCAAGACCGGGUUUCCUUUCCUCCCAAAGCAAAGCUUUAUUUCAUUCCUCCACCCGCUCGCUUUUAGGCUAAGCUCCCCUUCCCCAAAAUCUCACAGUUGUUACCGGGGCGGUUUUCAUCAAAAAACUACAACACCACAAAACAUCGCCUCACAGUGCCUUUUGCUUACAAGACAUCUGAUGAUGUCCUGGCUUCAAGCUUGCACCUACUGGUGUUUUAUUUUUAUUUCUUCCCCCAAGGUACUUGAGGCCUCUCAUUGCACCCUCGAGGUUGACUCGUUCCUUGAAGGAUUGGCAGCACGCUUUGCCCACCUUCAGAAUAAAGAGAGGGGACCCCUUUUCAAGACAGCAAUACAUCUUUUGGUUUGUGCUGCGCUGAUCUCUGAGAUGUCGAAGCGAUUCUUUUCAAAGCAAAGUCCCUCACUGCGCUGCCACCCCUUUCUCAGUGGGUGCUUGGGAACCCUCCUCUUAACACAUUAACUCAUGAUACAGUGUGGGAAAUGUGACUGGGCAAAUUUAGUAGGGACACAUUGAUAUCUGCAGGUUAUGCAACCUCUCGACUACAUUGCACAUGCAGACAUCCACCUACAGAGCUUGUAUAGUGGACGUACAUUGGCACACAUUGUGUUCAUGUAAACAUGUAGGCUUUUGAAGUUGAGUGAGAAAAGCUGCCAUACUAGCAUCUGUACAUUCAACUUUGAAUACAGUUUCCUUAAGAUAAUAGAUUGGGUUGGUGGGUUUACUGAUAGUCAACUGGUUUUGUUUCUCCCCCCCCCAGGAAGAGCGGAAGACCAGCGUUUUAUAAUCUACAGUGGGAGGUAAGUGCAAGUUCGGUAUUUCCUUAGACAAGGAUAUUAAUUCUAUUGAUUUAUAGCUUUGUUCCCUCAAGUAAUUGCUUUUAGGGACUUUGUAGGUAUUCAAAGGGAUGAGUAAGAUCUAUGUCAAGGUGUCUUCUGGAGAUGAUUUUUACUUGUCAGUCAGAUGCCAUUAUGCAGGCUGGCUGGCUAAUGCACCUGAACUGUGUGGUCUGUUCCAUCUCUCCUGUGUUGAAAGGGCUGAGUAUGCAGCUGUUUCAUGGUUCAAAAUAAAACUGUAAUUCUACUAAGUUUUGCUUAUUUUCUUGCAUCUAGAAGCAGAAUAGGAUAACUAAUAAUAGUUAUAAGAGAGAGAUUAUUUUUUAGCAUGUUUGUGUCAGACAUUUAAAAUGCCUUAUUUAGAGUAAGCUUCCAUUAACUGUAGUCUUGUUUAAUCAGUUAUCUUGGAACAUUUGUUAACUUCUGUUAUGAGAUAAUUAAAGACUGGAGAAAAGAGAUUGUGAAAGAACAAGCUUCACAUCUAAACAAGAAGUAGUCAUUGUGGUGCUCUUCAGAUGUUGUAGACUACAACUCCCAUUAUUCCUGAACAUUGUCUAUGUUGGCUGGGUCUUACGGUACUUGUCAUUCAAAACAUCUGGAGGGCACUAAAUUGGCCAUCCCAGAUAUAAAACAUUUGGACUACUGUUUUCUGUCUUUAUUUGGUUUCAUAGUUUAUAUCUACUUCAAGAGAAGGUCUGAUAGAUGGAUAGCCUCUUCAGUACCUGGGAUGCAGUGACAAACUAGGUGGGAGUAAAGUUGUCUUUACAGGCUUGGCUUUGCAUAAGAUGUAAAACUGAUUAGAAUAUUGUACUAUAUAUUUAGGCAAAUAUGCUUACUGGUAUAUGAUGUCCAUUCUAUGUUCAUGUUAACUGUAUAUAUUGCUUCCUGUUAUUUAAGUAUGCUCAGCCUUAUAAUGUUACUUUUUAGGGAAUUUUUUUGAUACCCUAUUUUUUCUAUCCAUAACACUUUUCACUGAGCACACAAUUCGCCUGUUGUAGCAGAAUAGGCUAAUAUGUUGGGGGUGGGGCUGAUGUUUACAUUGGUCUUAACUGGAUGUGUAGACUGCUCAAGAUGCAUAAGCUGUGACUUGCCUCUGGAGCCUUGUGGGGCUGAGCAAAACUAUAUUGUUAGCAAUAGCUUGCCUAGGGGAUAGGGAGAGUCUCUAUUCUUUGUACAGGAAAAUUAGUUGUAAUUUUGGUUUAUCCCACUGAUUUUAGUUUCAGUGGAUGGAGGUGGGGGGAUAGAGGAUACUUAAGAACAUAGUCAUUGGUAUUUUGACCUUCAGGCUUUUUACAUACCCAAAAGGCCAUCAUAGGCACAUUACACAAGGUAUUGGUGGUACUCUUCAAAAGUGUUAUGAAGAAUGGGCACGAUUGUUCAAGCAACAUAAAAGAAGGGAGAAUUCUGACAAUUGUUACCCACACACCUCACGUGCAUAGUAAAUGCACUCAUUUGGGGGUUAUAUAGGUCUAAACAUGCUAUUACCCUAUUUUCUGUAACUUUGCUCUAAUUUUUUCUCUGAUAACAAUAGCAAAAUGUGAAGAUUAUGCAUAAAUCUUCUUUCUCAAAACUUUUGUAAAAGUCUGUAAAUGCAGGUAUAUACACAGCAGCAGCUAGACACAUGCAGCUCCUAAAUACGUAAUAACAAGUAAUAAAUGCAAUUACUAUUUUUUCAUAAAAGUGACCCAAAGCGACUUAUAAAUAGCAAUUGUGAAUUAAUGUACAGUUUGAGGGUUGCUCCCAAACCAUUACUUGCACCCCUACAAUCUAGUUUGCAUCCUAUAUUUUAACCUACCUAAUUAAUCAUUACUUCUACUCCUAGCAUAGUCCAGAAAUGCACUUAAGUUUUCUGUGUAUCUCACUUGCUGUAGGCUUCAGUGAGGCCUGGAUUUGACCCAUGAAGACCCAUGACUGUCUCUUGGAAGGUUGAAGGGAGGUUUGUGUAGAGGCUUGCGCUGUCUGACAGAUGGUAUCUAUGGACCUACAGAGAUAUCCAUGGAAUAACAUAAUGGUUGCAUCUUAGUGGAUCUUAGGAACUAGCUUCUCAUUUGUGCAGUUCUCAGAACAGAAAGCAGAUGAAUGUAAUGAGAUGCAUGUUGUAGAUGUGGUAUGAGGUCAUCCUCGGUCAUUGCCGCCAAGGUAUAUGCAGUGUUUACCCAGUAGCUCUUUAUAUCUUUCUGCAGCCUUGACUAACAACCUAUACUCCUGGACAGAGAAAAGCAGCAGAAAGCUACUGCUUUUUGGAUCUUGACAUAUUUUGCUUAAGAAUGUCAUCCCCGCCUUUGACAAUGGGAAUGUUUGACCAAACCUGUUGCUAUUGCUACAGUUCUGCACUGUUGGGCUCGGUAGACUAAACAUUUUCUUCCUGUUCAUUGUUGCAUUUGGGUUUUCCCUCUUGUCCUCUCUUUAUUAGUAGGACAACACGGAGAAAUGUUCUGUGAUCUCUCUUUUUUAAUAUAGUAAAAAGACUUGUGGGUUUCAAAGACUAAGCCAGGGGGCUUUGAUUAUAAAAGAUCUCAUCAAUAUGGUCUCAUCCCUAGUUUUCUUAUACUUCAUUGGAGUACAUCCUGUACUGUACAAGGAUGCUCAUUCAAAAGGAAUUGUCCUACCCUCUUCUCCCCACUGAGCCUGCCCUAUUCUCCUAAAAUACCAAAUUACAAAGCCUUACUGCUUGGAAGCUUGAUUUGAGACAAAUGAGACCUGAUGGUCUUGAGGUGACAUUGCUUUACAGUUAAUCUGUCCUUUCAGCAGUUCUGUCCAUGGGCUAGGUAAAUAUUAUCUAAAUAGAAACCUGAUAUUGUAUGCUGCAAGGAAUGCCUUCUGCAGCAGGUGUUAUGGGUCCCUGUAGAAGCUGAUGGUUGUGAUACAAAGGGAUGAAAGAGAAUGUUCCAUUUGGGCACCUACAGUUUUUGCAUUGUUUCCAUUUUGAAGCUACCUCAUAGAAACCCUAUCCCCUAGACUUAAGACGGCAAAAGACACUGGGGAUUGACAAGUGAGCUCUUGGAAGGGAAACUACAACUGUUACAAAUAUAAUAUUUUCCCCUUGGGUUUGCCUUUAACACAUCCCAUGGACCAAGCAGCUUAAAAAAGGAGGAGGGGACUUUAAGAGCUGAAAAUACGGAGUCUUUCUUCAUCCCCAGCCCCUGUUUAGUGUGAAAACAGCCCUGAGUUUUAUGGAAGAUUAGUAUUGAAAAAUGUGAAUUUGUUUGCAAGUGUUCCUCCAGAUUGUGAAUGAUAGUAGGAUCUAAAAAAUAGUGAAACUAGUUCUGAGAGUCCAAAGGGGCCAUUAGACUUGUUUUUCCUCAAACAGCAGCCUGCCCAUGUCACAUGGCAAACUGUGAAAUUCCCUUCAGGCUCAUGUGAAUUAGGUACCAUUCAGUUUCUGGUACAGUACACAGUAGAAUCAUGUUUCAAAGCAAACUAUGGGCUAAUUUGCCAUGUGUUCACCUUCUAGCAUUUUUUUAAGAGAGACAGUGCUAGUGAGUAACAUUUCACUACAUAUUUAAUUGAUUUAAUCUGUUCAAUGAAAUGAAAACUCUGAGCCUCUUUGAAGAUUAGUGUUGUCUGUUGGUUUCCAAAGGUAUCCUAAUGAAAGAACACUGUAGAGAAAGCAGGCUUACUGUUCUUUUUGCAAGCCCUGAUGGCAGUAGCCUAAAAAUCUGCUAAGAACCGCUUCAUAGUUCUUCUUUUCCCACUGCAGUUGUAGCUGUGUGUGUGUUAGUAAAACUAUUUUUAAAAUUAUUGCAUUGCCUCAAGAAGUAAAUAAACCAUAUCAAUGUUUAUUUAUACUCUCCCAGAGCACAAAAGACCUCACAGUAACAAAUUCAGCAUGUUAGAUAAUUUUGAAGUGAUUGUUUGAAAAUUAAAUCCCACAUGACCAAAUGGACAAAGGAAUAGGGCCAUGUGUUUAUCUCUUCUUUAAUACUGUUUGUUACCUUUUAGUUCAUAAAGGGAAGUGGGGGUAAAGAAAAAUAUCCUGUAGGUAAUAAUAAUAAUAUUUUUUUUAUUUAUACGUCGCCCAACUGACUGGGUUGCCCCAGCCACUCUGGGCUGCUUCCUGCAAAAUAUAAAAACAUAAUAAAACAUUAAACAUUAAAACCUUCCCUAUACAGGGCUGCCUUCAGAUGUCUUCUAAAAGUUGUUUAUCCCUUUGAUAUCUGAUGGAAGGGCAUUUUACAAGGCAAGCACCACUACUGAGAAGGCUCCUUGUCUGGUUCCCUGUGACUUCACUUCUUGUGAGGGAACAGUCAGAAGGCCCCUUUGGAGCUGGACCUCAUUGCCGAGCUGAACUAUAGGGGUGGAGAUGCUCCUUCAGAUAUGCAGGGCUGAGGCCGUUUAGGGCUUUAAAAGGUCAGCACCAGCACUUUAAAUUGUGCUCGGAAACGUACUGGGAGCUAAUGUAGAUUCUUUAGGAUUGGCGUUACAUGAUCCUGGCGGUCACUCCGCAGUCUAGCUGUCACAUUCUAAAUUAGUUGUAGUUUCUGAGUCACCUUCAAGGUAGCCCUACGUAAAGCACAUUGUUCUAUUCCAAGUAGGGGAUAACUAGAGCAUGUACCACUGUGGUGAGACAGUAUGCAGGCAAUUAGGGUCUCAGCAGGGGUACCAGAUUCAGCUGGUAGACAGCCAUUCUGAACACAGAAUUUACCUGUGCCUCUAUGAACAUCUGUGAGUCCAAAAGGCCCCCCUAGGCUGUGCACAGUUACCCCAUUUAGGACCAGGGAGUCCCCCACACCUUUCUCCCCUCCUCAGAAACAGUACAUCUGUCUUGUCUGGAUUCAACCUCAAUCCGUUAACUGCCAUCCAUCCUCCACCCACCUCCAGACACUCACAGAGUACAUUCACUGACUUCACCAGUUCUGAUUUAAACGAGAGGUAGAGCUGGGUAUCAUACUGGUGAACACCCAGCCCAAACCCCCUGAUGAUCUCUCCCACCAUCUUCAUAUAGAUGUAAUAAAGCAUGGAGGAGAGGACAUCAACCAGUGUGACAAAGGUGGUUUCAUUCUCAUGAUGGAGCCUGAAUCCCAUUGGGAAGGGAUCCAAAUGGUCGACAUCCUCCAGAUUAGAGUGUGCUCAAUCACCUUGCCCAGGAAUGGAAGAUUUGAGACUGGGUGAUAAUUGCCCAUAAUGAUCGGUUUUUUAAUAAGCGGUUUAAUAACCACUUCUUUAAGUGGUUAUCCAGGAAGACUCCCUCACACAGGGAAGCAUUCACCACUGCAUGGAGCCCAUUGCCUAGCCCUGCCUAGGAGCCAGGGUGGGCAAGGGUCCAGGAGACAGGUGGUCAGUUUCAUUUGUAGUUGAACAUGCCCUUAGCUGCUCUAAAAACGUGCAAGGAAAGCAUUUUUUUUGAUGCAGUAUGAAGGAAAAUUCCUAAAGCACUUCACUGAGCAGGCAUUUUCCAUUUUCUUACGUAGAUGUUUAUAGUGGAUUAUGCUACAUUUGUUUCAUGUGAUAUAGGCAUUCACUUACCUUCAGAAGUGAAUGUCCAUAUUUGCACACCUGAUAUUUGACAUCCUACAUAGCUCAAAGACUAAAGUGGUUUAAUAAUUUUGUGAUCCUUCAUUCAGAUGAUGAAAUGAAGACCUGAGAGAAUUCCAGUUAGCUACAGGCUCUCUAACUGGAUUUCUUACUCAAUGAUGUAAUGUGCUUCCAGGGAUUCCCUUUCCUAGUUUGUUUUUGGAAUUGAUCCCACUAGUCAAUAAGCCUCAGCUCAAAGUGUAUCUCUUACAAGGGAAAACUUCAGGCACUUAAUCUGUUCUGCUUUGUCAUGUGCUGACAUGCCUCCCACUUCUAGUUGUAAUGCUUGAAUUGCAUGUUUUGCGGAAAUAUUGGGCAUGUAUUUUGCCCUCCCAGAAAAAUAAACAGCAAUGAAUAACUGAUAAUUACAGUUUGACUAAUUCUAAAACUAAAGUUGCAUUCCUGUGCACACUUGUUUGAGAGGAAGUACAUUGGUGAGGCAUAUGCUAAGUAAAUAUAACUAGAAUUCUUCUGGAAAACUGCCUGACAUAUCACCCUGAAAUCUUCAUAUCUUCUAAGGCUGCAGCUGGUAUUCCUGUACAUAUAUGCAUUUUGGAGUUGAAUAGAUUUUGUUAAGUGUAAAAUAGUAUUUGCAUACUCUGUUUCAUUAUAGAUAAUUGGUAAAAUGGGGACACUAUUUUUACCAAAUUGAAAUAUAAUUUAUAUUUCUAAAAUGUUUACAUGCCUUGCACCUGCUUUUCCUUCCUGGGUUUCCCUCCCCCUCCUCUUCCUGAUUCUUACUAGGCACACAUCACUUUUCUUCUGUCUGUCCUUCUGUCGGAUGUGAUCCCAGAGCAACCUCACAAAUUGUACUCUUCAGACACUAGGGCUAAAAUCAACUGGGAUCACUGGCUUUUCAGAUGAUGGUGAUUUAUUUUUUUUAAUGUUGCUUAUCUUAAAAAAUAAUCCAAAGCAGUUUUCAAAGGAACAAAUUAACAUAAACACAGAUCCCCUGGAAAGCUUUCAUGUAACAUUCAGAAAGCUUUAGUUUAUGAAAACAAUAAGCAAAAGUAUGUCACUGUCUGUGGGGAAUUGCAUUAAAGAGCAAUGAGCUACUCGCAUGUCAGGCAGUUUAAUGUUAAAUCACUUGUUUUAAUUAUGAGAGAAGCAUCUGUUUACUCCUUCCGUUUGUGCUACAGGAUAAUGAAUGCUUGACAGUAACAACGCAUAUAUGUGACAUGUGCACACAACUUCAGAGAUGAUGCACACUUUAUCUAAGUGGUAAGGUUUGCAUCCAGAGAAGAUUUGGCAGAACUCUGCUCAUGCCGCAGUACUUUCCUGGCUCUUCUCCCACUGCAGGCCACUGUACUCCCCCAAAGAGCUGAUGCACCCUCUGGAUCUGUGUUGGAUGGGCACAGCAAAAGAACUGGAAAAUUGGAGGAAUUCAGUUAAUCUGAUUUGCGAAAACAGAAGUGGUCAUUUUGCUAGCACAAGACAUACCUGGAACCAAGCCAAAAGCAUUAUAAUGCAGUCGGAAAUGUAACUUCACAUGAAUGUAUUAGUAAAAGUUGGUAGCAAUGGUAAACGGAAGAUUAAAAAAAAGAUUGCUGUAGUGAGUCACUAAAAGAUUGCCUUUUCUCAGACUCGUUUUAAUAUUGUGUGGCAGGUUAGAAUGAACUAUUCAAGGUGGAGAGGUCAUGGGGUGCCAAAAAGUUUUUGUUUAGUUUAGUUUAGUUUAGUUUUGUUGCAAAGGCUGCUUGAUCAGGUGAUGGUUGUACAGUGGUACCUCGGGUUAAGUACUUAAUUUGUUCCGGAGGUCCGUUCUUAACCUGAAAUUGUUCUUAACCUGAAGCACCACUUUAGCUAAUGGGGCCUUCUGCUGCUGCCGCACCGCCAGAGCACGAUUUCUGUUCUCAUCCUGAAGCAAAGUUCUUAACCUGAAGCACUAUUUCUGGGUUAGUGGAGUGUGUAACCUGAAGCAUAUGUAACCUGAAGUGUAUGUAACCAGUGGUACCACUGUAGUUAAUUGCUAUCCCCAUCUAAGUUCUAGGGAAACUUGUAUAGUACCCCCCAAACGAAGAGUUAUUUUAGGUUAAGGUUACCAGAUUUUUUCCAAUGAAUCCAGGGACACUUUUCAACUUCAAUGGAUUUUCUAUGGGGACUGGUUUGUAAAUCCGGGGACUAUCCCUGGGAAACGGGGAUGUCCAGUAACCUUAUUUUAGGUACUUCCUGGAUGGGAGGUUGCGGGGGGGGGGAUGUACAGGUUAUAUCAGAGAUUAAAUGGAGGUUUAGAUUGUUUUGUAGGGCAUAUCAAGCCAAACAGUCUUCUCAAACCAACUUGCUAGCAUCUGACAUUCCUUGUUCCCAUUUCCCUCUCUUUGUCCUAAUCCUAGCUGCUGUAUUUCUUUAUAAUGCUACACUUAUUACGCUGCCACUGAGAUAGAGGAGGAGCCAUAGCUCAGUGAUGGAGCACAUGCUUUACAUUCAGAGGGUCCCAGGUUUAAUCCCUGGCAUCUCCAAUUAAAAGGAUCUCAUGGAUGCUGGGAAAUGCCACUACCUGAUCAUGGAAAGUUGCUGCCAGUGAGUUGGUUCUCCAUUAUAUUUGAUUAUUCUCAUAUUACCUGCCUUGUACUGUACAAAGUACAGUGGUACCUCGGGUUGCAUACGCUUCAGGUUACAUACACUUUAGGUUACAGACUCCGCUAACCCAGAAAUAGUACCUUGGGUUAAGAACUUUGCUUCAGGAUGAGAACAGAAAUCGCGCGGCGGCAGCGGGAGGCCGCAUUAGCUAAAGUGGUGCUUCAAGUUAAGAACAGUUUCAGGUUAAGAACAUACCUUCGGGACGAAUUAAGUACGUAACCAGAGGUACCACUGUAGAGCAGGAGAGAAAUAUUUUAAAUAAAUGUUUGAUACCCUCUUCACCUGCAGCUUCACGUAAUGCAUACUAAAUUGUUUUCAAAACCAACAGGAAUUUAAGCAGCAAGUUCUGAUGUUAAAAUUAAAAGUAAGAAAAUUCCACCAUGAAGGGCUUGCACAUAGAUCCCAGCUGGAAUGUACUGGAGUAUAUUGACCUCUUCCCUGCCAGGAGAAUAUUAUUCCAUGAAGUUGGGUUCAGUAUCUUGAGUUCUCUAAGCUGCAGAACUAUGGAGAAGUAUUAAGUAUUUUUUCUUUGGCGGCUCAUAAUAAAGGGCACAACAGAUGAAUGAGAAAAAACUGUUUUUAAGAUGUAAAAACUAAAUAACCCUGAUGAAAUUGGUUUUCUCACUGAAUUCCACUUUCAGUUGAAACAAAAGUUAAUCUUUAAGGUAUGUGUUUAAGUUUUCAUGCAAACACAAUGUCAGUUCAGCACCUUGGUUUUAAUUAAUUAAUCAUUCAUCCAUAACCUCAUUAUUUUAUAAUACAGCACCGUUACUUGGUUGGUCACAUCCAUACAUUUACCCCCCAAAUUAAGUGUUUAAUUUCAGCAAGGUGUAAAUACAAGGGUCUAUAAUUCUUGGAUGGCCUUGAUAGCUCAGCCAAAAAUUGUGGCCACAAGAUUGUGGGUAGCCUGCAGGAAAGGGUGCUAUGGAGUGCAUGGGAUUUGGCUGCUGUUCAGAGUUGCAUAGUGUCUUUCCACAGUGGUAGUGACGGAAGCCUUCUGCUUCCCUUUCCUGUGUGGGAGCAGGAAAUAUGGGCUUGUUGCUUUGUUCCUUCAUGGUAGAGAAACUCUACCAUGCAGUAAACAGCCCCCUAGUUUUAUUGCUAAGAUUGAACCUGCAGAGAGGCAGGAAUCGCCAGUCAAUCCGUCACCUCCUCAGCUUUUAGCUUAGGGAUGGGGGGGGGGGAGUUUGCCAAAUGUAACACUUAAUGAUCUCUCAGACCUGAGGAGUAGCUGCUUCUGUAUUGUUGGAUUGUUGGCUUCAGAUCUGAAGAAUAACUGUGCCAUGUAAACAAUAGGCAGCAUUGUAUUUAACUAUUCAGUAGCAUAGUAAAUUAUUAAACUAGUAUUAGAGGGCAGAGAAUCUUGUUAAUUUUAUUUAUUUUUCUUGUGUACCUGUUGCAGCAAUAAAUUCCGCAAGCAGGGCAUAAAAUGUUAUAGGACUUUUUUUGGUAGUUUCUUAAUGCAAGCUUUUAAAAACACCUAUUUUUUAAGAUAAGUAAUUCUUCCCUCCCUCCAUAAACAUAUGAUAUGUAACCUAAGCAUCUUAAUAAUUAGUGAGAUUAUUCAUUUGUCUGUACAGCAUAGGUAACAGUUUUUGUGUGUUUCUGCCUGUCACUUUGCUGGUCUGUGCUCUGGCAGAGCUCCCUCUUACUGUAGUAAGGUCUUCUGCUGCCAGAGACAGCCACACAUAUAUAUGAUGCACUGAGGCCCUUUGUGUAUUCAGUUUCUCCGUUUCAUUUAAGAAAGGGCAACAUCUUGUGUAUGUGGAUGUAGGCCUAAAACUGUUAAACUGGCUUUGUCAGUAUUUUGGAAUCUUUCCAUUGAAUGUCUCAUACCAUAUACUAAGCAUAUUCUCCUGGAAUAGAUAAGUAGAUACAAAACUGGGGAAAAUGUAUAUUCUGGAAACAUAGUUAUAGGAAGCCACAGAAGCAGUUGAUUUAACCGUACCGGUUAUUCUUUUAAUUUCCUUUCAUGUUCCCAGGUCUGCUAAAAAAAUAGUAAAGUGCAAUUUUACAACAAUUAAAUAAACAAAUGAGAACAGUGACAGCAUCAUUUAUGGUAGAUAGUAAAACUAAAGUUAUCCAAGUUAAAAAUGCUAACAUUAUCAAUUCUGAAAAGCCUUGGAAAACAAAGGUUUUUGCUUGGUACCUAAAUGAUGGCAAUGAAGACCCCAUGUGACCUCCCUAGGGGGUUCAUUCCAAAGGCAGGAGCCACAACAGGAAAGAUUGUACAGUGGUACCUCGGGUUACAUACGCUUCAGGUUACAUACGCUUCAGGUUACAGACUCUGCUAACCCAAAAAUAGUGCUUCAGGUUAAGAACAGAAAUCGUGCUCUGGUGGCGCAGGAGGCCCCAUUAGCUAAAGUGGUGCUUCAGGUUAAGAACAGUUUCAAGUUAAGAACCGACCUCUGGAACGAAUUAGUACUUAAACCGAGGUACCACUGUAUUCUUGGCCCUAACCAGCUGCACUCUGCAGACUGUGGGGGCAUCCUGAGAGAAAUUAUUUCAGUUGGUGGGCAGAUUUGACACUUGGAAGCUCAGCUCUCAACUAUCAAUGUCCAGUGAACAUCUCUGUAAUAUGAUGUCAUGCUUCUUGACGUUGCCCUGUGGCAGCCUAGCCAAGGCUUUAUUUGCUGUUGGCACAGCAAGUCUUAUACAGCCAGAACAACUAAGUUUCAACUACUGUUGGCUCCAUUGCCUUUUAGCAUUGCCUUUUAGGAGCCAACAGAUAUACUAGGAAUAAGAACGGAUCAUUCUUGCAUAUCUCACUUAAAUUUCAUGUUGCUGUUAUUUCUAUAAUACCGUUUUGAAUCUGAAAUUGUAUAUGGCUUUGUUAAUGAUUCUGAAUUGGUCAAGCAGUUUUGAGAGUGCAAUUGCCAUGAUUUGAGAGGAAUUGGUUUGGCACUAGAACUUGGGACAUGAAGCUUAUUGGGAAAUUAUAAUUUGUAGCAUUUGUUUCUGCAUAAAUUUCUCUUGUGCACUCUGUUUAUGAUUUCUCUUUUAGUUGUACAUCUAUACUUGUUUUUACAUAUUGGGUGUGAUUCCCACUGCAAUUAAAGCAUUUGAACUUUAAUUUUAAAAAGCAAGCAAUUUCCUUCAGCAGUUAGCAAUGCUGUCAGCUGUUUACAUACUACUUAUACUGCUUGCAGCAGCUGGAAACUAUAUUGCUCAAUAAAAGGUGCUCUAUAUUUCUUACUUCUAGAGAUUUCUGCAGGUUCUGUCUCAAAAACUCUGAAAAUGGAUGGAAAUUAAGAGAAGAUCAGGUCAUACUCCUAGUAAGAGCAAGUAUUGUGAUGCUCACUUCAUGCUCUUUUUCCUUUUGACUGAAUCAGACACCCAUGACACCAGCCCCAAAGGAAGGUAAAUUUGGUUGAGGUUCCUGUUCUGGGAGCUUCUUUUCUCCCCAAACAGAUCCUAGCUUAUGUUGGGAUCCUUAAGCAUUAUCUAGGACAGUGGACUGCUGCACCUCUGUGUAAUUUACACUUUAAAUCUGAAAUGAGCAGGUGAGUUGUGAGAAAGACCCAAAGACUUGCCAAUAAAUGUGGUUAAGAAAAAGGUUUCUGUCUGUCACUUUCUGUUUUAACAUUCUUUUUAAUCUUCUAUCUGUUCCGUUUAUAUUUUAAUGUUGACUAACUACUGAAUAAUCAUUUUUGGCACAGUCCUUCUUGUUAACAUUACUCAUGCACAUAUGGUGACUUCUCUUAGGUAAUGUGCAAAACCGCUGAUCUACUCGAGCUAGAUUGUUCGAGAUACAUUUGUAUAAGAGAACCCAAAGCUGAGCAUCUUGAUUCUCCUAAAAUAGCUACACAAGUGUGUAUUUCCUUGAAGCAUUUCAGAGCUGUUCCAUGGUAACAUAAUGUUGUUGCCAUUAUAGUUGCCAGCUUAACCCUAUUAAGAGUCUGGUCUCAAUGAUAGUUUUAGCUGGACAGAAGUGCUUAUAUAGUGAAAAGCAAUUAAAAUAAGACAGUAGACUGAAAAUCCAGCGGAUAUACUCUGCCCUUUCUAUGUUUCUAUUAGGAAAUUUUCCGAUAGAUCUUGUUAAUUUGGCCCCAACCCUCUGAUAGAUCUUGUUAAUUUGGCCCAAAAUAGGUCAAGGCCUAAUUUGAUUGGCAUUGUCAAAACAAAAGGCAUUUAUUUUCUGAACUGGGAUUUGCGAAGUAGUCAUCUGCUUCACUGCAUACUCUACUGCUUCUACUGCAUUUCUACUCUACUCAUUUCUACUGCAUUUGUGUGCUUGUGGCAUGGACUGUAUAUUUACAGUUAUCUGUGCACAUGGGAUAACUCCGUGCCAGACUGCUCUACAAGUUGAGACACGUAUAAGUUCUUUCCAUGUUAGUGGUGUUCUAGCACUCCAGAGAAUAGAAAUUGUAAUGUAGAAUGUGUACCACUUAAGUGUAGAACACACUCCCACACACACUCAUCGUAACAUUGUUGGCCAGUGUUUUAGGUUGUUAUUUUUUUAAUUGCUUGUGUGGCUUUUGGGGAACUGUACAAAGUGCACAUGAACUGGAGAACAAAUAGGCAUCUGCAUAGCGGUGUAUGAAAGGGCAGUCUUAGGAGUCUUGCUCAGUAAUGAGAGAUUUUUGUGGUUGUUACUGCUGCAUAACCGCUUAUAAAUUGAUGGGAGCAGAAAGAAGUAGGCUACUCAAAACAGAAUGGCUCUCUGACUUUCUUCUUCUUCUUACCUGGAAACUUGGAGGGAAGUCUUCCACAUUUUAAAAGCAUUUUGUCUUUACACUUAAUGUAGCUUAACAGAUGAAUUUGACAAGAAUAGAAAUUCUUUUAUCAGGAAAUGAAAACGGACCUGGAAUGGGAAACUGCAUGUGUUAGGAACAGAGAAAAGUCAGGUUUUUAUUUGAACAAGGCAAUCUUCAGUGUUGGAUUUAGCAUAAGAGAAGCCAAACCUGUUAUAUAGGAGCUGACGAAAGAUGGAUUGGAAAUCUGUCUCGCUUUGCGUCGGUUGAGCUAUCACACAGUAACUGACGAGUGUUUCAGGUUUAGUGUAGGAUGACUGCAUGAUGUUGUUUCUAGGGAAACUGGUGGUGGGAGCAUGUAAAAAGGUAAGAAAAUAUGUUCUCAGGACAAACGCUUAAAUGAGUUGGCUUAUGAGCUUUUUGUAUUUAUUGUUAUGCCUUUUCAGCUAUUUCUUCAGCCUCCAGAGCUUUUGGGUGAUGCACUGCAUUCUUCUGAACACUGUAUAUAUUAAAAGUGUAUUCUUAGAGCAUCUUCAGUGAAUGUCUUUAUAUCCAGAUAUUAUGAGGUAGAGAGUUAGGUGCUGAACUGUGUGGUAGCCAUGUUUACUGAUUAUACCAAAUUGUCCAGGGUGUUUAAAACAAAAAAGGGGUUACAGAGAACUCCCGAUAGGAUCGAUCCAAACUGGAUAAAUAGGCAGUGAGAUGGCAAGUUGAAUUCAUGGUUAGCAGAUAUAAAGUGAUGCACAUUAGGGCAAAAAUAAAUAAAUCUUAAUUUCAUAUUUAUGCUAAUGGAGUGACUGACCAGGAAUGAGACCUUGGAAUCAGAGUAUCAGUGAAGGUGCAAGCCCUGUGUGCAGCAGCUGUGAAAAAAGCAGGUGCUGUGCUAGAGAUCAUUAGGAAAGGGAUUCAAAAUUGCCAGUAUCAUAGUGGUAUUAUACAAAUCUGUGGGGAGACCACAUUUGAAAUAGUCUGUACACUUCUGGUCCCCUCAUCUCGAAAAGGAUAUUGUGAAGCUGGGAAGGGCAACCAAAUGGUCAAGGGGUUGGAGAUACUCCCUAUGGAAAAAGGUUAAAUAACGUUUUUAGUUUAAAGAAAAGAUAGAGUUGUAUAGAAUUAUGCAUGAUAUAGAGAAAGUGGAUGGAGAGGUUUUUCACCCUCAGGGGCAUCCAAUAAAGCUGAAUGUUGGAAGGUUUAGGAAAGACAAAAGGAAGUACAGGUCUUAUGUGAAAUUUGACUCCUUCAUUUCAUGUUUUACAGAAACCCAUUCUCUUUUUGGUAUUAUCUGUUACCUUUUAUGUUGCAAGUAGAACAAGAAAUGUUGCAUUUUAUAGAUGGACAUCUGUUUAGUAUAACAUAACUGAUUUUUGUAGAUCAGGAAUUGGUUGCACAGUACUGUAUAUGCCUUGUGGUCAGUAUGAAAUGUGAUACAUUGUUGAAGCUCCUGAGAGCCUCAGUUUGUUUUUUGCAACAAGUUGGUAACUUUCCUAAUUGCAUAGAAGAACUUGAAGUAUGAUAGUGUGCUGCAAAGGCUUAGGCACUAGGUUAGUAAAACGCUCCGGAUUUGUUUCCAAAUAGGCUUGAUUAUAUGGCCACCACUAUGCUUUUGUUUAUGAGAAAAGAGUUUUUGCAUGUUAGGAUUCUUUUCUGGGACUAUUACCAGCUGGUGAGCAUACAUUUUUUGUUGCUGAAUCUGAAUAAGUACACAUGGAACUUAACAAAAGCCACUCACCUCCCAUAGCAUCUCUUUCCAGAUUUCAGGAAUAAGCAAUUAACACAGUUAAUCUCAACACACGUAAUUAUUAUAAACUAUUUAAAGGAAUGUGCCUGGAAAAAUCAUUGGCUCCAGGUCCCCCUAAGCUUCUGAAUAACAGAUGACUUGCAUAGGAAUAUAAAAUUAGUUUUCAAUUUUCCGAUUGUUGAGUUUUAGUAUGAACCGAACAUUGUAGCCAUUCUUGGGUUAGGUGUACCAAUCAGUUUUUGUUUGUCAAGGUUAGAUUUCUGUUGCUCCUUAGCUACUCAAAUGUUUAUUUGCUUGCUUAAAGAAGCCUGAAUGGGUCUUAGGUGCAGUGUUCAGUGUCUUUGUUCAGAACCUUAGCUGCAAGUCUCUUGGAGUGCUGUGACAAGAUGCCCUUUUGAUUUGGUGUAUAUGUACCAAUGAGAUCUUUUUUUUGUAGUCAUGUUGCAACAUGCUCAUCUCUAGUCCAGGUAGCUAUCUGACAGGUGGUUGUAAUUUCAGCCGCUAUGCUAGAAUUUCUUAUCUCUUAAGUAAAUAAAAAAAGUUGUUAGAUAACAACAGGAUAUAUCUUAUGAUGCACAUUCUUUCCGUUUUAGUAAAAUAUUACAGCUUGGCUGAGUUUUUAUUAUAGUUGCUAAAGUGGUUUUAGCAUGUGUUAUUUUGCUGUCUGUGCAGCAGCUUUGUGGCAGCUUUUUGGGACUGGGAGGGCCCUUGUAGAAAGACAAACAACUAUUGUUCUAACUGGACCCUUUCACAGGACUAUGCAUUAUUGCUCUUCCUUCUUAUCUCACUAUCGGAGUAAGCAGGAAUGAUGUAUGUCUGCCACAAACAUAGCUACUUCUCUGAUGGGAAUUUUUUUGAAGAUCCAUGGUGUGCCAUUAGAACAUUUCUCCUGCAUUCCACGUUCCUGGUUGUAAACCCCAUAGAACUCUGUGAGACUGACUGGUUCAUUGGAUAGGAUUGGACUGUGAUUAGCUAAACAGAGCAAAAAAGUUAGGCAGUUCAAUUCUAAUUCCUAAAAUUAUUCCACAGCUAGAAAUUACAUGCUGAGGGUAUGAACUGUGUUGUGUAUGGGAUAAUCUCAAAUGGUUGAGGUGCUGCAAAGUGUCCAUGCUUUGUGCUGUCAGCUUACUUCAAAUGUGGAUACAGGAUAUCUGCUAUUUUUGUAAUUGUAAAGCCAGUGAGCAAUAAAUGCACCGUCUGACAAGUUUUAUGCCAACUUUAUAAAUAAGCCCACAAAAGUUACUAUCCUGUAAAAUGUUUAUUAGUCUGCUGUGGGCUGGCAAAGGGAAUUUUGGCCCCUCCUCCAGCAGUCCACUGCAUUUCUAGCCAGGGGGACAGAGUGCUGUAUAGAAAUUCUGUGUUUUUUUGUUAUAUGUGAUUUAUUGUCCCUCAGCCAUAUAUUCAAAUAACACACAACAGAACACACAUAUACACACCUCAGGAUACACUGCAAUAGGGGUGGAGGACUUGUAGCCUACAUGUCUGUCUUGAUCUGCCAGGGCCCACCUGUCAAUCCAUGUGAAGAACACACGGCAAAGCAGAACUCUUCACCUACCCCUGUGGGUCAACUUGCCAGGUAGGUAUGACUGCCCACGUUUUCAGUCACCCGGUGCCAUUGUGACAUCAGAUGAUUGACAGGUGGGUGACCUGCCUUUGCCUGUCAAAGUUGGCCUGUGUAAGGGGGAAGAGAUAAAAGGUUCCCCAGGCCUGCACUGCAGUGUUUUGCUGCAGGGCCACAUGUUUUGGUCUGACAACUGUGGCAGACCCUAAUCUCCAGAAACCACCCCAAUUCCUUCCAGAGUCCAGUUUAUUGGUCUGCUUAUUUUUAAUACUACCAUACACCAUAGCCUCAGGAGACUCUCAAAGCAGCUUGCAAAAGAUUUGCCCAGUGCUAUCACAUUUAAAAAGAAUUGCACACAUGGUCAGAAGAAUGGUGACAAGUUUAUUUAGACAACAUUUCCCCCCUCCUUGUUCAUCUUGGUAGGCCAUCUGGCCUUGUGUUACCAGGCAGCAGACUUGCUCAGACUCUCUGAGGUGAGUGAGGCUAAGCGCCUGCUCAGGCCAUGAUGAAGCCAAGUCUUUCCUUUGUUUGAUGGGAAAUGGAAAACUGAAGUAUUAAAUCUUUUUGCAAAUCUUGGUUGAGACAAGUACACUUUACAAAAGAUUAACCUAAUGUUAAGUUGUAUGUUAAAGACAUCUCUUGCAUAAUUUGUUUAUUUAGAUUAUUUAUACCUUGCUUUCUACAAAUCAGUUAAUCAUGACACAUGUCUUUACUUCUCUGUGUGUAUUUGCAUCAAGAAGCUGAAGUUGAAUUUAUGAUGCAGGAUGACAGGCCAAUAUUUUCUUAAUUUUGAAGUUUGACAUAGCAUUUCAGUAUCUAAUUCUUGCUAAUAUAAGUGGGUGGGAUGGUGCUGUGUUGGUCAUACAGUGGAAAGUGUGGCAGUUGGGAACAGCAAUGUAGACUAAGUUGCAUACAUAUAUCCUGAAUGCAUAUAUUCCUGCAAACCAAAAUGAGAUGAAAUGAAAUGAAAUGAUUAAGGCAAUCAAUUCUUUUGAGUGUGGGAUUGCCAUUUCACAGAUGAUUUUAUGUUCAACAUUUUGGCUUGAGUACUGAUACCUCCCUCCACCCCCCAAAAAAUCGAAUUGGAAACUUGUUCUUGAAACGAUUUGAUAUAUUCAGAUUUCUAGAUGCAGAUUUUUAGAUAUUAAGCAAAGAACUGACAGAGAGGACAUUUUUUGGGGGGGGGGGAAAUCCCUGUCUUGUCAGCUCUGUUAAAAGUAUUCUGCCCUUGGUACAAAUGUUCUAUUUUUAUACUGCAAUAUGUUUUCUAUGUUCAGACACCAUAAAAGGCUCAUUUUGAUGUCAAACUAAACCAUGGUUUAUCUUGAUGAAGAUGAGCUGCAAUGAGCCAAAAUCUUGUAUCCUCAUCCCCUCUUGCACUGUGGCCACAAGAAUCUUUUACUUCUGUUUCUGAUUAACAACCACUUGCUUCAUCUGAAUGCAAUGGACUGUGGUUUAAUUUUUGCUAUGGCUUGUUUGAAACAAGCGAACUUCAAGCCAUAAGUUAUGUAGCUGGCUUGUUCAACUAGCCAUAUUUAAUCUUAACUACGGUUUAGGCUUUGGAUGUAAAGCUAAACUGCAGUUUAAUCAAAAACAGAAGCAAAAGCUUCUAGUUUUCCACCCUGAGGGAGGAAGUGAAUGCACAUGUGUGAUGUUUGCUGUGGCUUGUUCCAUUAUAAUAAAGUAUGGUUUGUCAUGAUGUCUUAACCAGCAUGGAAUCCAAGAAUCUGGGCAUAGCUGUAGGCAAUUUGAAGAUUAAAGUAACUCCCCUUUAAUAUUUGCAUUAUAUUUGCAUUAUAUGUGCAAGAGCUCUUUGUUAUGCUCAUCAUUAGGCCUUUUUAAGCCGAGAAUAUAGUUUGAUAUAGCAGUUCGAAAGCACGUCAAAGUGCAAGUAGAUAAAUAGGUACCGCUCCCGCGGGAAGGUAAACGGCGUUUCCGUGUGCUGCUCUGGUUCGCCAUCUUAGUCAUGCUGGCUACAUGACCCGGAAGCUGUGCGCUGGCUCCCUUGGCCAAUAAAGCAAGAUGAGCGCCGCAACCCCAGAGUCAUUCGUGACUGGACCUAACGGUCAGGGGUCCCUUUACCUUUAUAGUUUGAUAUACAAUAAUGUAUGUGUUCAUGCUUUAACAUAGUUUUCACUGCAUUUUAUUCAUUCUUUUUUAAAAGUAUACUGUGUUAUGUUGUUGGCAGAGCUGGUGAUUAUUUGAAGGACUGGCAAAUGUAUCUCGAAGUGGAAAAUGGCAGUAUUCCAUCAACUUCGUUAGAGAACUAACUUAUCCAAACAGAGGUAAAGUGGAACACUAUAUGUGCUGUUAAAUGUUUCAUGUCAAUGAGGACAAGUUAAACAAUGAUGACUUGGUAACCCAUAGUUUAUUCUGGUGGUGUUAUGUGAUAGAUAUUCUCCAAUUUUCUUCUGGUUAACUUUGCCAGUGUUUACAAAGGACCAGUUCAUAUAUAUGGCUUGAUUUCUUCUCAUAUUAUUUGUCUCGCAGUUGAAUGUGUGAGCUUGAUUUCAUUGAAAUUGCUGAGUUUGAGUUGAGGUGCAGGUGAUUUUUAUCUAUUGGGUUGGGUCCAGAGUUCAGCACUUACAAUGGGACUGGUAUGAGCUCUGUUUGUGGUAGUUGCCUCUAUGUGAUUAUCCAGAACACCCUUUCUCACCACAUCACAGCCCAACUGGUACAGCCAAGUCACUUAACCCUUAGAUAAUUCCCAGGGGGAGGGGACUGCUCUGGGAAGGAGGUGAGAGAAGUCAGUUGCCAGACCCAUUUUGCACGCUUAACUCUAGAUUCAGCUCACAAUAUUAAUCUACACAGAAUCAAGUUGCCUCUUGAUGCUGCAGUCGAGUGAUGAACGUGCAUAUAUGGACCACUUUACAGCAUAGGAAAUAGGGGAUAGCUCAGCUAGUGGAAAUCUUAGUACAUGCCAAGGACGUAGAGAAAAGAGAGAAUAAGAGGAGAAGGGGAAGCUCACAGGACCACAGAGGUCACCCUUGGGAAGAAAUUCAGGGAAACAAAACCCCACGAAGAAUAAGGACACAAUGGAAAGGCUGCAUGGGCUCCACAUAUGAUGGUUCUAAAUCAGUGAGGUAACAGGAAGAGCCCAUGCAGUUCUUCAGUCAUGGCCAAUUGAGAAGCUUCUAACUAUUAUCUGGGUGAGGGGCUCAGAAAGGAAUUGGUUCCAUCUUGCCAAAACUUGCUAUCUUUGCAACCUAUUGUCUUAAAACUGACAUUGUUUUGAUAGCCUGUCUAUCCCUUGCUGUUUAGUUCUCUUCCCCCUCUCCCUUCCGCCCUGAUAUACAUUAUUCAGCCAAAGGGUCUGUAAAUGCAAAGAUAAAUUUUGCUGAAUUUCCAGUGUGAAUGUGGCAUACUACCAAGGAAGCAAUAACAUUAACACCUUGGCAAGAUAAAUCACAGAGGUUUCUUAUGAACCAGAAUUCUCUACAGUUCUUGACCUCUGCUUCUACUAUCCUCCUUCCCCCCUACAUAUAUAUUAAUUUAUAAAGGAAAUUCUUGUUUGUUUGUUUGUUUGUUUGUUUGUUUGUUUGUUUAAAAAAAACCAGUAAAAGCAGCAUUUGCCAUUAUAAUCACUCUAAUAUAGGAUCUCAAUUAUUUCUUUUCCCAGUCACUUAAUAGUUGAGUUAUCAUGGGAUUUCGCAUCCCAGACCUUGUGGCAUAAUUCUUCAAAGUAGUCUGCUGUUUUCGACUCAUUGUGAAAAGGCUUCUCCGAGCGCUUGCCUCUUGCAGGGGAUCAUCACAACUACACAGCAACAAAUGGGAAACUUUAGUUUUAUUACUAGUAAUAGUACUGAGUGUCAGGCUUAUUACAAAAAUAAACUGUUUGUGAAUGUGAAGAGCUGGUUUUAAGACUUGAAACAUUUAUUUCAUGUCUGUUAUUUGCUGAACAGAAGUUUCACAACUUCUCAGCAACAAAUACAGGAAAUAGGUAUGACAACUUUUUUUAAAAAAAACCUUCAAGAGGCUUUUGAAAACUGUUUUCGUUUGUUCCAUGGCCAGGAUUAUCAUUAGAGGAUGCUAUUGUUCCAAGAUACAGUUCAGCUUGUUCUGAUUCUCUUUUCUUUGUUCUCUUAUUUGGUAAGAGAACAAGCACAAGUUGUCUUGAAGAAGUAUCUCCUUUUCUUUUCUUUUCUUUUCUUUUCUUUUCUUUUCUUUUCUUUUCUUUUCUUUUCUCUUCUCACUCCACCCCCACCCUUCAGGCACUUAAAAGCGUAAUCACAUAUUAAUCAUUAGAAAGAAGGUGAAGCUUAAAAUAACAUGCAGUUUGCUUGAGAUAAAAUUGCACUAUGGGACAUUAGAAAUCUUUCUUAUUAGUAUACCUUGUAUACUGUGCACUGUGCUUCAUUGCUACUUUCCCUUUCAAAGGUGAAAAGGAGUAAAAGUUGUAAGAAAAUGCUUGGAUCAGAACGUGGGGUUGUAGAAGAAUGGCUUUCGGAAUUCAAGGUAAGCAAAUGUGUUUUUGUUUCUUUUUUAAAAAAAGUAGGAGUUCAAUAUGGGUAUGUCUUUAAGUUAACAUCUUAUAUUAAAAAGCUGACAGUACCUAACUACCGAAGGCUUUUCACCAAAGCCAGACUAAAUGUCUUUCCCUCUGCAGUGUUGGAUGGUAGGUUGAGAGGAGUUCCCUACCAGGACAGACUUUGCUCGUGUGCUCAAGACAUCGAUUCCAUAAAUCAUAUUUUGUUGCAUCGUGCAAAAUAUGAGCAGGCCAGAGCUGAUACUACCCUUGCUGGUACCUUUCUCGGGAAAAUCAGAGGCUCACUAUGUCAGGUUCCUACUGGAAGACCGGACAAAUGCUACAACGUUAGCAGUGGCAAAGUCUUUAUCGGUGGUUGCAAGAACAAAUGAGCCCUAUAUUCUAAACAAAAUGCUUGAUUAACCUGGAGGUAGGCUGUAUGAUUUGUGUAUUGGUUUGUAAUGAUUUGUUGGGUCUCUGGACCGCAAUAAAGAUUGAUUGAUCUUUCUUUUUUAUAUAAAGAAGGUUGAUAUGUGUUGCAACUUCCUAGUGUAGCUGCUGGAUGUAAGGUAGUAUUGGGGCCCCCAAAAACAUUUCUCCCUGCCACCUCAAUAGUCUGUUGCAGUCGUCUUCAACAUUGUCACAAACAGGGCCUACUUUUAACUGAAACACGUAUUCAGGGACCCAUUUCCUAAUCUCUUACCAUAUAUUUGCAUGGUGGUGAUGCAACCCACCUUGGAUUAGACCAUGACCCACUAGGGAGUGGGUCCUGACCUGCCAGUUGAAGACCAGUGGUCUGUGGAGUGCAUGGAGGAUCUAGGCCUGGAUUGCCUUAACAGGAUUGGGGCCAGUGCAUUUCUUUCUUUCUAGUCAGAGAGGCCAGUGUUUAUAAGCCACCCAUUCUUGACACUGCUGUAUUUCUUCUCCUAGGCAUUACCUGAAAUGCAAAUAUCCAGUUAUGCAGCAACACUUCACCGGAAGAAAGCAUUGGUUCCAGCUCUUUAUAAGGUCAUUCAAGAUCCAAAUAAUGAGGUAUGAGACAGCCAAAUUACCCUUAAUACAAAUAAUGUUGUUUUUAAGAGCUUUCUAAUUGCCGUUCCAUUACCUAACUAGUAUGAGCAAAACUCUGUUUCCAUCUUUUCUGCAUUAGUCUGCUUCAGUGGUCUUUGACAGUUACAGAAUGUUCUCCGAUUGAGCACAACCAAAUUCAGAGUAUUUUAUCGUAUUCGACAUUGCUGCAUUCCACAAAAGAGUUCUGUAAAAUAAUGGUUUCUUCUUAAACCAUUUUUAUGGACUGAUAAGUUAAUUAUUGGCAAAUUGUCAUUUUAGAACUGAUUAUUUGUACAGUGUUCCUUGGUAGACAAGAUUAAUAUAUAUAUAUUUAAUCUCUGGGGUGUCUGUGCUGGGGUUCUUUGUCUCCUAUAGCUUCUGGAGCCUGUCUGCCACCAGCUCUUUGAACUCUAUCGUAGUUCUGAGGUUCGUCUCAAACGGUUUACGCUGCAGUUCUUGCCAGAACUAAUCUGGGUUUAUCUGCGUCUUACUGCCAGCAAAGACAGACAGAGUAACGGUUGCAUUGAAGCCCUGCUUUUGGGGAUUUACAACUUGGUAAGUAAGACUGAUGAGAAAAUGGUUGAAAAGUGCUUUGAAUUUUUCCAUCAGUAUAGAGUAAAACAAAAUCAAGACACCACUCUUUCACGACAGGCUAUAAAGUUUCCAAAACACCUUGGACUAUUUUUAUAAGAUCAACUCUUAUUAAAAAUUAGGGAGUGACUUCCCCCACCCCAAAUUUUUGGAUAAUGCUUUAAAGGAGUGCAUAUCCACCUUCUGUUUUGAAGUUUAGUUCAGACCUAGACAGGAUGAUUCUGGUUAGUACAACUGCUGAUGUAGGAAAAGGAGUUCUCAUUUCCUUGGAUUGGGUUGCAUUCCCUUGAAAUUUUUAAUAGACUAUUUUGACCCUUUUACAACCUCUAAAGCAGCUCUGUAUGCUUUAGCUGCAAGGAAACUCCAGUUGAAAGAAAUGGAAAGGAUCAGAGCAGUUAGUGUAAGGAAUUCUUAAACAAAUAAUAGGCAUUUUAAGGAUUUUAUUGUAAUCAGAAAAUGUUUUAUUAUAAUCUUUCUAAUGGGGAUUUUAUAUGGAAACCUCUCUGAAAGUUGUCAGGGCAAACAACUACGGUGGAUGAUUUCUUGAAAGCAAGGAACUGCUUUUGGAAAGUUCAGCUGACAAAUAAUGUUUUCACCACAGUCUAUUCUUUUUGUAACAGCCUCACUUGUUUCUGUUCCAUUUGCUAGUCAUUGGCUUUAUAGCCCUAGAUACUUAAGAUGUCCUAGUACCAAGGUAUCAUCCCAUCUCAUAUAUGAGCUUGCCUUCUUAAUGGGAUCAGUUGCAGAGGCUUUCCUUUGCACCUCACCAAUAUCAGAGGUGUGUGAUGGGAACAUAGUGCUCAUGUCUAGUUUUGGGGUCCUGCCUCAUCCCCUUUCUGACAGAUCAACAUCUCAUGAAUAACAUUCAUUUCUGGCAUGUAUUUAGCUUGCCAAGCUGAUGGUGCUUUCAUUGGCUUUCCAGAGGAUUGGUUUUUAAUGUGACUUUGUCUAACAGAUUGGCCAGUUCCGUCUUCUGGAUGGGGUUGCACUCUCUGAAGGUACAAGUUUGUAGUCUGGAAGUGCUCUUGGAUCCAUCUCUGACCCUUUAGGCUCAGUGGGCUUCAGUGGCUAGGAGUUCCUUUUUCCAGUUACAUCUAGAGAAGGAUAGCAUGUCCACAGUAAUUCAUACACUGGUACCUUCAAGACUUGCAAUGCGCUCAAUGUGGAGCUAUCUUUGGGCCUAGUUUGGAGGCUCCACCUGGUACAGAAUGUUGUGGCCAGAUUUUGGUGGGGACAGACCUACCCCCAGCGCUUGUACCAGUGCUUGAAAAUUUGUACUGGCUGCCCACGUUCUACGCAACAAUGUUCAGCGUUCUUGUAUAGAUUUACAAGACCCUUAACUCCUUCCCAGCUGAGAUUAGACAGGGACCUGACAAAGACUUUUCUAUUCCAACAGCCCUUUUCAGGAAGUUCUCUGUUUUGUGAUUAACUUUAAUUGAUUUUAGCCAUGGUAUGCUUCGAAUUUUUUCGUGUAUAACACUUUGACAUUCCAGUGACUAAGCAAUAUUUAAAUAGAUCAGAUAACUAAAUUACACUUAAUCUAAAAAAAUUACACCCUGUCAGAGCAGCUUACAGUUGGACAGUCUUACAGUCUAAACAGAUGUGACACGCAAGGAAAAAAGAGUUGGAGGGAGGAGAGGAGAAGCAAGCUCAGUCACUAGUUUUUUAAUCACACUAUAUAUUUCUUUUUACAUAGAAUUUGUCUUUCUAGUGGAGCAACUCUUCCCUGGAAAAACUCCCCCCACCCAGCACUGUUCAUUAGAUCUGGGAGCAGAGCAGGUGACAGUAUCUGGGCCAAGAAGGAAGGGUGCUCCUUGAGUACUUUUAUCUAUUGUUCCCUGCUGUCUGCUUUUAAAAGCUUAAUUGCUUGUUCUCCCAUUUUAAUGUUUUUAAUAUUUGUUGUAAGCUGCCCUGACUAAAUGGGAAGGUGGGGUAUAAAUAUUAACCAGUAAACAACAUAGGACUUGCAGAACUAUUGAGCAAAGGCUUACAACGACUAACAGUAAAAUUGUUGAAAACGGGCUGCCACAAUUUUUGCCUGGAUAUGUAGCCCAAACAGGGCCUCCAUAUAGGCCUGGUUUUUCACUUGAAAGGCCACAUUGCACAUUAGCAACCUUGGCUAAUGACAUGUACAUUUGUUAACAAGGCAUUCUGAUUCAAGGUAACUUGGUUUUCCGAUAUCUUUCUUUUCAUUGCAGGAAAUUGCUGACAAAGAUGGGAACAAUAAAGUUUUAUCUUUCACCAUCCCUUCCUUAUCCAAGCCAUCAAUUUACCAUGAGGUAAGUGUGUGCUUGUGCUGCCAGGCAGUUGUAAUUGUUUAGGCAUUUCAUUCUAAGAGAACUCCAAAAAGUAAAUCUUAAAGCUAAAAAGUAAAUCUUAAAGCACCUUCUACACUUCUUGGUAUAUUGCAAUAGGAUGAUCCUUUUAAAUGCCACCACCCUAUGUUUUCUCUCCUUCCUGAACAUCUGUGGUGCCUUGAAGUUUAAUGUUUUAUUUCUCCGCAGCCAUCUACUAUUGGAUCCAUGGCUUUGACUGAGGGAGCCCUAUGUCAGCAUGACCUCAUCAAAGUGGUUUAUAGCGACCUUCACCCUCAAAGAGAAACAUUCACUGCGCAGAACAGGUAAGCAGUUGAUUCACCAGAGGGUUCACUACCAGUCUGUCAGCAUCUUUGUAAGAUAUGAAGAGAAGUUUGCUUCCAGGUUUUGCAGUCUGAGAUAGUUAAGCAGAGUAGAAACUGUUCUAUAUCUCUGGACAAUGGGCAUGUUCUAUUGCAGGGGCGAGGGAACCUUUUCUGACUGGCAGGCUGGAUCCUAAUGUCACCUACCCACUUCAACGUGGUGGUGCACCCACCUGUCAAUCCCCUGAAGUCAUCAUGGCAUCAGGUGACAAAUUCAAAAGGGCUUGCGGCCAGCGCUGAUUGGUACCGAAAGCAAGUCCCUUUGAAGGUGUGCUUUAAACGCCUAUCAGCUGAUUAGGACUGACAGCUUGCCUUCAGAGGGGCUCACUGUGAGCCCUGCUUUGUCUAUUAUUUGCCAGUGCAGUUUGAAUUGAAAUCGAUUGAAAUGGACAAAGCGGGCUUGUAGCAAGCCCUUGAAAGUGUGCUGUCAGUUGUGGUGAGGGACUCCCUAGUUUGGCCUGUCCCAUUGAGACUUGCUGUCAGCACCAAUCAGAAGCUAUCAGAAGUGCACUUCUAUUUCCCAGUUGUUCAUUUGAUGCCUUUAUAGAUGUGUUGGCAGCUGGUGGGUGUGGUUUGGGGGGAAAAUCCAUGUGGGCCAAAUUAGAUGGGUUGCCAUUUCUCCCUGCCUGUUCUAAUGGGUGUCUUAUAAUACACAAUUUCUUCUGAAUGCUUUUAUUUAAUUGAUAUUAGACUGUGCCCCAUGCCUUUGUAGAAGUUUGUGUAAUUGUUAAACUUUAAUAUACAGUGGUACCUUGGGUUAUGAACUUAAUUCGUUCCGGAAGUCUGCUCUUAACAGAAACCGUUCUUAACCUGAGGCGCGCUUUCACUAAUGGGACCUCCCGCUGCUGCUGCGCCAUCAGCGCGCAAUUUCCGUUCUCAUCCUGGGGCAAAGUUUGCAACCCAGAGCAACUACUUCCGGGUUAACGGAGUUUGUAACCUGGAGCGUUUGUAACCCGAGGUACCGCUGUAUUUGAUUUGUGGCCACUUGUGAGGCAUCCUUAUUCUUGAAUAGCAUUCUUUCCGUUUUAGACCUGGCAAACCUUAGUAAUUCAUGACCUGAAUGCAAACUUUCUAGCACAUCUGUGGCUUCUAGUUCUACUUUGGGUGCUCUGUGUAAAGGAACUGAAGAAUCUGGUUGCCUCUCUUAGCUUAACAUUUUUGCUGUAUGAGAAUCAAUUAUGCCAUUGAGCUUUUUAAGCCUUGCAACACUUCUAUGCCAAACCCCAAAAGAAUGAAGUCAAAGAGGUGUACUCUCAGGUAAUAUUCUCCUGUUAGAGAGUUCUGUUAAUGGGUCUAUUUUUUAAGAGGUGAGACUGCUGUUUUCAGUCUCAUGUUCAUCUUUUCUGUGUUUAGGUUUGAGGUGCUGAGUUUUCUUAUGCUGUGUUACAACUCUGCGAUCGUCUAUAUGCCUGCCUCUUCCUAUCAGUCACUUUGCAGGAUGGGUUCCAGGUGAGAAUCAUACACUUGACAUCGUUGAGAAAAAUGUUUUCUCCCAGUUUUGUUUGUUUAAAAAACAGUUAUGCAAAGAGAAAAAAGGUUAAAGUCUCACAUGUUAUUACCAUUACAUUUGACUUAAAAUUUAAAGUCCUAGAUCUGUUUCUUACAGGAUUAGCAAUCUGUGACCCUAUUUUGCGUGUGAUAACUUAAUGUGGUGUAUUCUUUUUUUAUGAGAGGCUUGGAAAUGGGAUGAGAUCACAUUUUUUUCUAAACAUACUUUGAGAACCCUGUUUUUACUAGGUAUUCAAAAGUAGAUUUUGGAGCAUCCAGGUUUCCCUGCAGCAGUUCCCAGGCUCUGAGCCUUCUUCCCUUGGGGGUUCCCCAGCUGGUUCCUCCCACUAUCAUUACACUGCAUCCAACCAAUCCAUGACUGUUAGAUAUGUCUGAAGGGUGCAUUUGUCCUCUAAGGGUAUAGCAUAUACGAAACAAGUUGCUACUUUAAGAAAUGUAUGGGCUUAGAGAAAUGAUGUCAUUGGCACUCAUUUUAUCCCUCUUAGGAUCCUUUUAGUGAGAAAGGGGCACCCAUGCUGCAUAAAGGAUCCUCAUAGGAGAGCAUGGAUUUGGAUUCCAUGGUCUCCCAUCAGAUCCCUUUAGGUUCCAUUUCUGUUAAAAUUGAUCAUUUUGAUUGAUACGAGGUCUUGGAUUUGACUGGAUGACAAAUUUCCAGUGCUGGGCCUGAAAACAUCUGGCACGUCAUAGGUUCCCCACCCUUGACUUAGAGCAAUAAAGUAAGAAUGUCGAUUAGAAGGGGAUUGGCAAUUUCCUUGUUCCUCAUUCAGGUGUUUCCCAGGAACAGAAACUGGGUUGACCUUGUGUUAUGAUUAGAGAGGUAUUGGUUUUUCUGAUCUCCAGCUUCCCAAGUGUCAUUAUGUAUUACAUUUUCUUGAUUUUUUCCCCAUAAAAAAAAUCUUACCCAGCGAUAGGGGGGAAAUUAUGGAUUCCACCCAUCACCCUUCCAUUUUAGUCAAGUAGCUUUUUGGGGGGGGAGAGCUAGAACUAGAAUUGAUUAUGCACAAUAUGUAAUUGACAGUAUGAAAACUUGUUUACUCAAAAUGUUCGUUAGAUCAGGAUUUCAUAAAUGCUCUUAAUGUUUUGCCAGACUCUGUGUGAGUGGGUUUCCACGGCAACAUGAGAAAUGCUGGAAGGAAGAUUGUGGCCGAGUGGUACUGGAUCCUGACUUCAUGGUGCAGCUGCUCACUGGUGUCUAUUAUGCUAUGUAAGUAUUCAAGGUCUGGACAAGGAAGAGCUCUCUAUUUUUAGCUGGAUCAGAAUAUAUUUACUUUUUUCCUGUCAUCUAGCUGCUGAGGCACUGAGUACUUCUUUAUUACCUAUUUUUUCCCUAAGACUGGCCAUUUUAGUUAGUUAGCAUCUUGUAAAUACCUUAUCAGCCUAGCAGAGCAAUCAUAUGCAUGUCUACUCAUAAGACAGACCCAUAGUAUUCAAUGGGAUUUACUUUCAGGUAAGUGUGCAUAGGAUUGCUAUCAGCUUUAGACCCUGAGGUUUAGCACUUCUGGCUUGCUUUAGAUGCAUUGUGGCAGUAUAACUUUAAAAAAGUUUUUUUUAACCACUUUGCUUAAUUGUAUAUGUAAAAACUAUUGAAAGGAGAUGUGUUUGCCUAAAUACGCUCCGUUACUGUACUUAAUACACAGGUCUCCAUUGCUCUUUAUGAAGCGAUAUAAAUGGGAUUAUUUUCCACAUUUGUUUUAAAGGUAUUUUUAACUAUAGGAAACUUCCACUUUGUUACAAGUGCUAAGGACACUCUCCUGAUUGGGGGAAGUGCAGGUAGAAUGAAUUUGUCAAUAAUAUGUAUAGUUUUUAAUAAGCUAGUUGCUGGAAUAAAUUAAUUACAGCAACACAAAAAGAGGGCUGUAUUUGGAAGGGAAGUGAUAGGCGGAAAAGCUCACAUUCAGAAAAAAUAAUGAAUCAUCUUGUUUCCUUUUUAUCCAUAUGUAGUUAUAAUGGACAGUGGGAAGUUGGCCAAGAAGCACUAGAUGACAUAAUUUACAGAGCCCAGCUUGAACUUUUUUCUCAGCCACUGUUGGUAAGGAAAAAGUAACUGCAAUCCAUUGAUAUCAUUAAUAUGUGUACAUAUGUGUGACAUGCUCAAACCCUUUCAAACAUAGCUUAAUCUUUUUUCUAGUGGUCUGUGUGGUAGGGACACGGGUGGUGCUGUAGUCUAAACCACUGAGCCUCUUGGGCUUGCCAAUCGGAAGGUCAGUGGUUUGAAUCUGUGUGGCAGGGUGCGCUCCCGUUGCUUUGUCCCAGCUUCUGCCAACCUAGCAGUUUGAAAGCAUACCAGUGCAAGUAGAUGAAUAGGUACCACUGCGGCAGGAAGGUAAAUGGCGUGUCUGUGCACUCUAGCAUUCGUCAUGGUGUCCUGUUGUGCCAGAAGCGGUUUAGUCAUGCUGGCCGCAUGACCCGGAAAGCUGUCUGUGGACAAAUACCGGCUCCCUUGGCCUGAAAAGCGAAAUGAGCGCCAUACCCCACAGUCACCUUUGACUGGUCCAGGGAUCCUUUACCUUGCCUUACUUGUAGUGGUCUCAUGAGAAACAGUGGUGCUUUGGGGUUCUGACUGUGCCAUGGAGCUGUAGGUAUUAAGCCUUCCCAAGCAGGGCUGAGAACCAAAGAGUUGCUCGGCUUCAUGUACAGCGGCAUUCAGCAAAAUGCUAAUUGACUGGGGGAAGAGUGGAGGUGGAUCAGUGACUGGUGUUCUCCCAGCAUGCUUGACCAAAGAACUCCUUUGUGAAUCAUGCAAAUGUGCACUUUGGCUAUGCCGUAGUGGGCAUAGCCAACCUAAUAGCAACCUAUUUUGGCCUAAGGAGUGGCCAACCCUCUGGUGGCAGCAUGCCAUGCCCACUGCCAUGUGCAAAUGUACAUGCAUUAUGCACACAGGUGCAUAGUCUCCCCUUCUCAGUUGAUCUGGAGGUUAGCAUCCCCUCCCUGCUCAUCAAGUGAUCAGUCUGAUAACCAUCUCCACUCAGAUUCUGAGCUAGAUGUUUAAAUAUCUUCGUUCACCCCAACGUUGUUUUCCUUCACAUUUCUGUUUCCUUUUUUCCUGCUGGUAGAGUCUUGGGGACCAUAAUAAAAUAAAAAUCUUCUGGUGACAGAUCAAGGCCCCUGGCCAGACAGAGGUUAACCAGCCUGUAGUAUGUCUCAUUGUCACAUCACACGUUUGUGAUGGGCAGAACCAUGAUCUCAUAUCACGAGGUUCAUAUGAGGGAGACCUAGAAUGAAUGUUCUUGCACACACAUUGUGUUUGUAUUUGGAGCCUGUGUCUUAGUAAAACGAAAUAAAGCCCAAUGCUUUCACGUUGCCAUUUUUUAAUUCAGCUUUCCUGAAAUCUGUUCAUUCCAACCCAAGAGAUUUGUGCCAGUGGGUUUCUUGUACAGCCAUAGUACAGAUAGUAUUUUUCCACUUCUCCUAGCUCUCAUGUUUUCAAAAUGAGUUUGCCGUGCAGCAUAAGGGGCUGCUAUUUAAGGAAAACAAGACUAAAGCAACUGUGGAUCUGUAGUUAAUUUGAUGACUCCUUGAACUCCCCAACCUAGUCCCCGCCAUGUCCUGUUAGACUAUAACUCCCAACAUUCUUGAGCACUGGCCAUGCAGAAUAGGAAUCAUGGGAGUUAUAGUCCAAAGCACCUGCAAAGGCUGGAGAAGGCUGUUCUAGUCAGUUAACGGUAUAUUAACUUGUGUUGGCAGUAGCUGAAAAAAUAGAACUCCAAAAGAUUAGAUAUUGGAAUGGUAAGCAACAGUUUAUAUCUUUCGUCAUUCCACCUUGUCUUGUUUUCUCCUUUUGAUGUAAUUUCUGCUUCAGUUCCCAAUCAUGCUAUAAAGUUCUAUUUCCCCCCUCCUGGUUUUUAUAUAUGUGACUCUGUAUAUUAAUUGAUUGGACUAAGGAAUGGUCUCUCCGCGUAUAUCCUUUGGCAGAUGACAUAUGAAUAUUGAACAAUAAAAACUGCAGAAGUACUUGGCCUCAACUAGACAUAAAUAAAAAUAAAAUUGAUAACGAAACAAGAGACCUGCACCAUUGUCUGUGAAUGUAGAAAAAGAACAUAACAACAGCAACAACAAUUUCUUUAUAUACUACCCAUCUGACUGGGUUGCCCCAGCCACUCUGGGCAGCUUCUGACAAAUUAAAACACAGUAAGACACCCAACAUUAAGAACUCCCCUAUACAGGGCUGCCUUCAGACAAAUGACAUUCACAGAGAAUUGGGCCAUGGGGCAACAGAUUUGAGCCAGGGCUGUUUGUUGCUGAUUUCUGUAAAGAUUAGAGGCAGAGAGCCAGUUCAGGAUGUACUUCCUAAAAGGUAAAUGUGGUAAUAUUGAAGUCUGAUACUCAUGCAGCAGUCUAAAAACUAACUCAAAUAAAUGUGUGUGUAUGUUUUAUAGCAUUUAAGUACUAGCCAGUUUGCAGCGGAGUACUGUGGGUUCAUUUAUAGGCAGAAAAGAAAUGCAAUUUUCAUCUUUUGAAUAGAUUUGAUUACAUAGCUCAUUUGAUGAAAGUUAUUGGCUGGAACAUUUAAUUGCAUGCUUCUGAACACCAUAAUGCCUCUUACCUGGUGAAUUAUUGGAACCAUGAUUUCAUUUAGGGGAUGACUAAAUGGACUACUAGAUUGAAAAUUCAACUGAAAAAUUUAACCUACUGCUGGCCUGUUUCUGAGACCAGUUAUGCUAUAAAACUUGUAGGUGGAUUUAUAUUUGAAUUCAGCUUUUGUUUCUGACUAAACAAUGAGCCCAACAGAAAAGUAACUUGUGCAGUUCUCGAUUGAUUUGUCUCAUUUAAUAAUAAUACUACUAAUAAUAGGAGUAAUGCCAUCCUCAUUUCAAACACUUGUCAGUUUUCUCCUAAACUAAUUUAUUACGGAAUUUUCUUUUCUUUUAGAACUGUCUUCCUUCUGUGGUUUUCUCUUAUUUAAGAAAUAGAUUUGAGUGUCCUGGGAUGGCAGUUAAAUUUAUAUAAUGCUCUUGGCUCCUUUUCCAGUUUGUUCUGGUUUUUCUUUUGGGUGUUAAUCCACUUGUUAAGAGCAAAUUUGUACAGCGUUUUACUGUUGCCGUAGGUUGCAAAUGCUAUGAAGAAUUCGUUGCCCUUUGAUGCUCCUGAUGCAUCGCAAGGAGGACAGAAGGUGUUGAAGGUGGAGGUUACUCCAACUGUGCCGAGGAUUUCUCGGACAGCCAUUACAACAGCUUCAAUCCGCCGACAUCGCUGGAGAAGAGAAGGUAAUUCUUUACGGUGUUAAGCUGUUAAUGUAGCAUAGCAUUAUUCACCUCCAUUGCUACAAACUGGUCUCUGAGCGUGAAUGUUAACAUUGGUUUCUGCAGUAUACAUAGUUGUGAUCAAUUUCUGUCCACUGCAUGUGUAAACAUGUAAUCAUGAUAUCCUGUAAGGAGGUCAGUAUCCUUACUUUAUGUUCUGGGGAACCUAGAAGGGUUGUAAGUGAUUUAAGUGGUAUCCUAUGGUACAGUUUGUUUGUUUUUGCGGGGCUAGAACAUAAUGAAGUUCUGACAUCCUUUUCCAUAUUUUGUUAGUUGGAUCAUAUAUCUAAAACUGUUUUAAAACAUACUCCUGUGGCUUGAAAAUAUGCCCAUUUGCAGUUUGUAGUAUGCAGCCACAUAGUAUCUCUGAAAAUUUGGAAUUUUGAAUGUUUCAAAAUCCAGGAGUGCAGUUUUGGAAUGUAAACAACUUUGAAAAAAGGGAAGCAAUGUCAAAAUAAUAAUACAGCUUGGACUGAGAGGAUUCGUAACUAUAAAACUAAUAUGGUUUUCAUUGACAAAAUUUAUGACUGGCAUUUAAGAAAUACUAAGAAGCUUAGCUAGAACUUUCACCAAGUUUACAUAAUAUGUACUGUCCCCAGAACUAUAUUUUCAGGCCCCAAAUUUGAAAAAACAAAACAAACACCUUAUUGGUGAAUGUCAGUUUGUGUGUUGAGCCAAUUUUGGACUUUUCUCAUUAUUUUUAAUGAUGAGCAGCUUUCUAAAACAAACAAGAAGUUGAAAUUUAAAAAAUAUCUAUUAUAAUUACUUUUCAUGCAAGCAGGGCAUUAUGUUUAUUUUAGAAUUGUGUUUAUUUUUGAAUUACAUUACUUUUAAUGCUUUUAUUGCUACAUAUAUUAGAGUAGAAAAGCAUAAUAGGCAAACUUUAAAAAUGGAAUUCUUCUCUCCAUUAAGCUUCCUUCUGCUGAUACUCUGGUGUUUCUUUCUAUUCUGGUUUCCUGACCCUAAAACCAGUAUUACCAUUUCGCAAAUCCUUGGUCAUGUGUGUCCUUAUCAUUGAUAUGUUGUAUGCUGGUCUCUUUGUCUACAGCACGUCUGUUUAUAUGGUGUCCAGCUGCUCUCUGCCUAGUAAAGUGCAGAUAGCAUUAUUGUUGUGUUCCAUGUCUAUGCAAAACCUUCGUUUCCCUGCCUGGGGUGGAAUGUUUAGGGAAAGAGUAGAAAAGCACUAAAAUAUUAUAUGUUGAAUCCCAGAUGGCUUUGACUUCUCAAGCGAUGCUGACUUGAGCAUUCCCGGAUCUCCGAUCCUACACGGCUCCACAGACCUAGGGAUCAAACGCAAGCAAGAGGGGGACGUGCUGGUGCUCAGGACCCCUGAGCAUGGCUCACCGGAGCCCAACCUGGCAACAGCCACAACAGAGGGUAGGACAGAGAUAAGGCAGAAGUCAGUAAGGCAGUUGCUGGAGGAGGAUCCUUGCUCCUUAUCCCCAAGCAGAAAUCCUUUUCAUUCUGGAGUGUGUUUCCACUAUCCCAAGGUGUAUUCUCUUCCGCUUCUAACACACAUAUCCCUUUUAUGCUUAGCACCAGGUUUGGAACUAACUUUUCUAGUACUAUGCAACUCAAACCUCUUUGUGACACUUAGCUUGGCAUGGCUAAAAUAAGGCAAAGCGCCACACACGAUAACUUUGGGAUUGCUUGGAAACACCCUGUUACUGAGCAUGUUAACUCAAUAAUACUAAACAGAAUAAUCAGAAUAAGUGAAUGCACCAAUUAAACAGGCCAAAAUCAUUUUGUAAAUCUGGAAUCCAUUUAGGGUAUGCAAUUUUUAUUUUACCCCGAUUUCAGUUAAGAAAAUAUUUAAUUAAACAAAUUUCUAAAGUUUUUUUUCCUCGUCAAGCAUCUUUUGCAUAACACUUCACUUGCUGUGUUUCCAAUUUGCUUGAUUGUUUUAAUCUUCUGGUCAUGAGAACUGUGUGAGCGACCAUCUGUGUCCUAAAACUGAAUUAAAUUCUAGUUAUGAGAUUGUGUCUCAUACCAGGUUGUCCUGGUAGGUGCAGCCUAAUCUUUGUGAAAAACAUAGCCUAAUACAGUGGUAUCCUUCAGGCCAUUAGUGCCUUUUUAUUUAGACAAAAUAUUAUCUUGUCCUCUUGAAGGAAGAGAUUCUCUUUUUAUGUAGUUGAUAUGAUCAGUCUACAGUCCCUUUGGUCCUGAUGGAGGGAUGCUUAAUUUGCUGUACAGUUAUAUGAAUAUAUUUUGCUAUUCCUCAGGUCCAGUGAACCUGUUUCUGUGAAGACCCCUUUCUAUAUCUGGUGCAGCCUUUUUGGCAUGGCUGAUGACUCAAGUCAUAUCUUUUGUGACAUUGUACUUGCAGGCUAUGUACUGCACAUGCGUUGCAGUUGCCGUAAGGAAGGUUAACAUUCAAAAUGCUUCUAGAGUUAAUGUUUUGUUGCAUCAAAUGUAAAGGAGAGGCAAGCCUUAGGCAUCAGUAGAAAAUUAUAGAAGUGUUAAGCAAUUUUAGAAUUAGCUCAUGGUGCAGAAUGAGUUUGAGCAUGCUCAGUAAAUAAGAGCCUCAACCUUUCUCCAUUUGUCCCAACUGGUCUGUUUUUCCCCUGUUGUACUAACUAAAACAUUGCAUGUGCAUGGCCAGAAGGAUGCUGAGAAAUCCUCACAUGCUGAGUAUCUUCUUUUGAAAAAUGGUCGCUAAGUAUGUGGCACUCACAUUUUAAAAAAAACACGUCUUAUUUUUAAAGACCUUCAGUGUUAUACCACGUGACUUGUUAUUUGGAGUGUGCAUCACCCUAUCACGGUUAAUGGCAAAUGGAGGGAAGAAUAUGGGAGCAUGGCUCCAAGCAGAGAAAACUUGAGGUUGACUUUUUCUUCAGGCUGAGCAAAGCUGUUUUUGCAGUGAUGUUCUGGGGUGAAAAGUGUGAUGCAGGUUUGGGCUUGGGUAAAAAAUAAAUAAAUCCUGUUUGUAAUGUGAGUUUUCAUUUUUGUAGUUUUUAUUGGUGAUGUUGGUCUUGCAAAAAGUACAACUAGUAAAUACUGUUUCUUGGCUAUGCUAAUUUCUAAUAUUCCACGUUUUUAAUUACAAAGAAUUGUAGGUGGAAGACUUGGGUUUCUGUGAACUAAAGCUAUGUCAGUUUUCAUAUACAGUGGUACCUUGGUUUUCAAACGUCUCCAUUUCGGUUUUUGAACGCCGUAAACCUGGAAGCAAAUGCUUCGGAAGUUGAAUAUGCCAUGAACCUUCUGCUGAGCACAAGAUCCUGAGGCCUAGCUGUCGGCUAUUGAGUUUCCGGUUUUUGAAUGUUUCAGAACUCAAACGAUAUUCUGGCACAGAUUACGUUUGAAAACCGAGGUACCACUGUACUGCAGGUUAACAAGAAGAGGAAUAGAAAUGUCUGUAUGGAAAGGUGUGAUAUUGACAGCAGGUUUUGGUUAGUGGACAAAAAAGCCAGAAGGUGAUAGUGUGGAGAGUCAAAAAUAAAAAUAUUUCAGUAUGACAAAAACUGGCCCCCGCUACAUGCUUCUGAUUUUUUUGUUUUAUCGUUGUGACAAACAUUUUGCUGCCCAUCUAGGCUUUGUUAAAUAACUUUUGUUUUUCAUUUUCUGUGGGAGAAGAAAGCUGUGCAUUUCCCUUGGCUUCCUUGUUUUGAUUGAGGCCAGAAAGGAAGUAGGAGGGUGGAUAUUGAAUAGUAACUUAGUUAAGCAAAUUGCUCAGAAACCUCACUGGAGUGUCUGGGUUCUGGCUUGAAAGGUACCCCCCUGCACGUUGUCUUGUCUGUUUUUCACUCUUGAGCACUGCUGAGCUGCUUGGGCCUCUGCAUGGUGGUAGCCUCCCAAAAGCUGCCACCGAGCCUCUCUUGACUCUUUUCUCCCAGCGGAAUGGAUACUUCACGGUCUUAAUUCCUCAAUUAUUGUUGCAGGUCUGCCAUCUUGCAGGUUCAAACCAUAUAAUUUUGAGUACAUUGCAAAAUUAUCACGAGACUUCAGUUGCACUCAUGGAGAACUUCGGCCAUGUAGUUCUGGAGCUUCUCCAUGCAACUUUCACCAUAUCCAUUAGAACAAGAAAGGCUCAAGAGAGGUGGUGUUGGUGGCAGCUGCUGCUGUUCAACCAAAUGCACUGUCAUCUGGCUUUGCAUGAUGAUCUCAAAGAAUGUAAAUGUUGCAUCUGAUAAAGGGGUGCUUUUGUUUUCAGGGUGUUCUGUUCUAGGUAUGUAUUAAAUGGCUUUUGUAAAUAAUACCAUGUGCAGAGUGACUCGUUUUCUUUAAAUGUCCUCUUUGAUAUAUGGGAAGCAUUGUAUGGAAAAGUGUGACAGGCUGCUUUCUAAUUUUGUUGCGUUUUGCAGGGCAAUGUUAUGUCAAUAUUUAUAAAGACGAGUUGAAUAAAUUCUGCUUAGAAAAGAACAGAAAAUACCCCUUCAGUGUGUAAAAUGUUGUGUGUUCCUUGACAGUUGAAUUUAAUACUAGAUUUAAAAAUCUUCCAAUAUGGUAAUCUUACCAAGGAGAAGAGAUGAAAGACAGGAUAUAUUAGGAACCACUUGAUAAAACUGAGGAGUGUUGCAUAAUUAUGAAAAUUGAGUUAGGGCAGUGAUUUCCAGUUAGUGGAAGCUACAACAUCAGCUACAGAAGGAUACUACAGUAUGGAUGAUGCAGGAAUGCUCCCAAAGGUGGCAGUUCUUCUUAUUACCCACCUAGAUGGAGAUGAGGCUUGAGAUGCUUCCAUGUGGCGCUAAUUCCACACUUAUAGCACUGACAGUUGAAAACUGCUCACCAUGUGGAUUGUCUCAAAUGGAGGUUUCAUGCCAGUGUUUCAUGUUUCCAGCAGUUAGUGCUGGCACAACAGGCAAAUCAUGUAGCGAGUCAAGUUGCUUUGAAAAGGUACGAGCCCUGUGUUUAGCAGUGGCCCCAUAAAAGUAUUUACAAUGGCACUUUCAUAGAAACUACAAUAUAGUGAGAUUCUACCUUAAGUCACGCACAUCUGGAACAAUAAUAUUGCUUUCAGGAAGAAUGAAUACAGGGGAUAAACUGGCCAGUCAGCAUCUAAUCCAUGUCAUUUUGCUUUUGUUUCCUAAAUCUUUUCCAUUUUCCUGUCUGCUAUAUAUAUAUUUUUUAAAAAAAACCCCUAACUAAAAUUCACAAAAGCAAAACACAUAGCAUGCAUUCUUAUAUUAAUGGCACCAAAACAUUCCUUCAACACAUAAGUCCUAUAAGGACAGUAAUCUCUUUUCCCGUACAAUGUCUCUGGAAGAGACAGUAUUUCAGUAUGCCCUCCCAGUCCUGGAGGCAUUUGCUGCCUCAUCUUCAGUGGGGUUGCUGUGGGUCCUGGCAGGAGCCACGUUUACUAGUUGCUUAGAACAGCUGUUACCUUGAAAAUGUUCAAGGCAGCUCUUGGACCACCUCGUAAGAACUGAUUGUACCAGGAACAUGGCUGAAAAUUUCAGAACUGAGUGCAUAGGUUUGUUCUGACUCCCACGAUGGUCUAGGAGGUGUAGAUCUGUUCAGUUCAGUCUUGACAUGUGAAUCCAGUGACUUCCUCUAUCAUAUCUAAUGAAUGAAUUUAUAACUAGCCGACAGAGAGAGAGAGAGAGAGAGAAGCAGAUAUUGCCAGGCUGCACUGGGUAUCUCAAAGUGUUGGUACCUGUCCAAGCUGGUUAUGUACCUUCAUCUUCACAUUCCAUUUUUAGAUGCUUAUGUGUUGGAAAUAGCACUACAGUGUCAUUGCUAUAAGAAACAAUUCUAAGAUCAGGAAUAUUACAUGAAGGACUUUGAUAGCUUGGGUAAAAGUGCUCUAUUGUAUUGGUAGUAGCGUUUAAGGGCCUAACUAGGUGUGCUGGUAAAUGUGUGAUUGUAUUUCUUGUGUCUAUUUUGUCCUUCUAAGAAACUCCCUUCUCACUGAAAGCUGAUGCUUCCCCUGGUGAUUUUCAUCGUGACUAUGGCGAAGGGAAGGAUUAAACUCCCCUCUUCCUGUGUGCCUUGGUCUGAAUCUCAAUUGGCCCCUUACAACUGCUGUUUAGAAGGGAAAAUAAACAUGUUAAAUGCAAUUAUGCCCACUGCAUGACUAGUUUGGCCAUAACCAUUGAAAAUGUAAGUAGAAUGCAGAGUAUUAUCAAUGGAACAUAAUUUGUCGGAAAUUGUAGCCACCCAGAACAAUUCUAAUAAAGUUUACUCAGAAGUAAUCCCUCUGAGUAAGUGUGUUUUAAGACUUCAGCCUUGUAUGGAUCUUCUGGGCUUUGGCAGAAAAAUAUAUAUUGUGUUUUCAAUCCUAACCAUGUUUCUUAGGAGAGUUAAGUCACAGAAUAAAACACAAAUUUGUGAAAAAAUGUUCUAGGUGCAGUCGUAGAAAUGUUGUAAAAUUUGUACCAUGAUGGUUUCGUUUCUCAAUCUGAUUUCUUUUGGGUUUUUAGAUGGUGAGGGUGUCAAUGGAAGAGAAGAAUCUGUGAAUCUUAAUGAUGCUGAUGAAGGAUUUUCAUCUGGGGCGUCCCUGAGCAGCCAGCCAGUUGGAGCCAAACUUUCAUCCACAUCUCAAAGGGGCAGCUUAAGGAAAGGAGUGAGUGGGCGUUCAGCCAAGGAUAAGGAGAUUUCUACACCUACCAAAUCCACGGAGAGCCCUCGAGAAUCUGCCCGUAAGCAGUACCUGAACCAGUCUAUUGACCUCAGUACAGAUGCAAUUGAAAUGACUCCUACAAAGAAACACCUGAGCCUGCCUGCUGGGCAGGUGGUGCCAAAAGCCAGUAGUGUGAGCCUGAUUCGGACUGCUAGUGCUUCUUCCACUAAAUCAUUUGACUAUGUGAAUGGCAGUCAAGGGGGUUCAGGAGUUGGUAUUGGCGGUGAGGGUGUUACUAACUUAGCAGCUGGCAACACCAAUCGGUUUUCGACCAUUAGUCUACAGGAGGACCGCUUAGGCCAAGCUGGAAAUGGCAAAGAUGUCAUCUCGCCAGGAGCUCCUCUGACCAAGCAGUCCCGAUCCCCAAGUUUCAAUAUGCAACUCAUAUCCCAGGUUUAACUUCGUUGUCCUUCCUCUACUUUCCCCUUUUACCCAAUUCCUUGUUGAGCAACAACAGCAACCAUCAUCCUAUAGUGUGAAAAUCCUGGCUUUUGUGAUCUUGUUCAAUUCAUUUUAGAUGUCAUACUAUAUUUUGUACUGAAACAGCAAUAAAACCUCAUGUUCCAAUCCCCCCCGCCCUUGCCCUCCCUAAAUGUUGUUGUGAAGCAAGUAUAAGAUGUACUUUAUGCCUUUUCCAUGCCUUCCUUUCUCCUUGGGUGAUGUGCAAUCCAUUGUAGGCUGAUCAGUCCCAUUUCAACACUGUGAGUUUUGAGAAGAUCGGAGGAAAUGGUGAAUGUGAUCCCUAUGAAAAUGAAGCUUUGGCUUUUUUUGAGAAAUAGAAACGGGUUAGCUUUCUCAAUCUACAGUUCUGCAAAGACUACUGGACUGUGACUUUUUGUCUCUUAGAACCAGGAGUGCCUCAGAGAUUCUAAUAGGACUUUGGACCUCUGAGUUAGUGCAAUCAAUUCCGAGGGAGGGAAACGCUGCCUUUGCUCCUGGUGGCUGUCUGAAUGCACUUUGUCAUGGAAAUGAGAGCAGUCCUCCCUCUCUACCAUCCUCUAUUCUUCCUCCCCAAACACUUCACGUUCAGCAAUUGAGACAUGCACGUUUUCAAGUUGUUGCCUCCUCAGAAAGAGUGGGCUGUAAGUAGACAGUGUAGGUUACAAUGCACUUUUAAUGGCGUUGUAGCCAUAUUUCAUGUUACAUGUCUUCCCCGUCCAGGACACAGGGUUGAUUUGCCUAUAUGCCAGGACUUCCUGAAAGAUGAAUUAUGUUCAAAAAUAAGUGAGAAGUAGAAAAGGAGCACACAGGCUUACCCAGAAAUUGCUAUUCAGCACUGCUCCUUUUAAAAGAAACUAUUUUUGUAAGUUGAUAUUCUUUGAAAUGAACAAGAAACUGCAGAUGAAGAGAGGCUGCUUGCUGUGGUGUGACUAAAUUUAGUCACAGAAUAGACUUGGAAAUCUGCGGUAAAUACAGAAUGUUCUCCAGAAAGAUAUGCCAGGAACAGAACCAAUGGCUGCAGGAAACAUAGGUGACUGAAUCCUCUUAAAACCUUUGCCCAAACAAUGGCGUUUUUGGCAGUCCUAUCUCCCAGAAGGGUAACAGCUCACUGCCUAUAUUUUGAUUAAUCUAUUGCAGUUGUGACUAUUUCAUCUAGCUAAUGUAAGGGGAGAGGUGGAAUCCUCUUCCCUCUAAUAAUCUGGGAACUCGUACAAUUGAAACUAAUUUUGAAUGCAUGUGACUGGUGUGUGGGCAAUAUUUGGCGUUUACGCUGUAGAUCACUGCUUUAAAUUGCAUUUCUUAUUCUAAAGAAAAGUAUUCAUCAUGUUUUGGACAGUCUUGUGUAUACAUCAACAGCAAAGGGGGGAAUUUUGCCCUUUUAUCCCUUGUACAUUGAUCUGGAAAUGUGCAGGUUAUUAAUCUCAGAAAAAGCUGUUAAGUUCUGUCUCCCAACUCUGGCAUUUUGGGUUCAUUACAUUGGAGAGGAAGGUUGGGAGGAGUAGAAACAAUAGGUUAUUUUUAGAGAGAAUAAAGACUAUGAUAUUUAGAACUACAAAGUGCCAUUACUCUGCUAAAUAAUAAUAAAAACAAUUUUUUAAAAUAUAAUUGACCACUUCCAGUUCUGCUGCUCUCUUGCUUCCCUGACUCAUAACUUUAAAAUUCCACUUUUUCAAAAGGACCUAGCCUACCUAAUAGCAAUGUUGUUUUGUACAAUUGCUGUAAGAGUUAUAGCAGUUCUGUAAAGGGUUCUUAUUGAAGCUAAACUAAUGUUGAACCAUUACAUACUAAGGGAUGGAUCUAGAAAAAGUUAUUUACACUUAGUUCCCAUUCAAAGCAGUGGGACUUUUAAUGACAAAGUUAUUACCUUGAUUUCCAUGAGACCUGAGUUCAACUAAAUUAGUUUGAAUCCAAUCCCGUCUAAUUGAAACUCAGGAAGGUUCACUUGUGAUUAAAUGCAACUAAUAAAUAUCCAAAGUAAUAACUAAACAGUGUGUAAGGUGUCGGCUAGACUUCUUUUGGCUCUGAAGUCAGUACAGUACUUCAGAAAGUGCUUAUGUUCCAUAGACUGGUGAAGGGGCCUGAUCUUAAUUUUCUAGCAUACUGGUGGGAUCCACUCUCAAUUAUUGUUCUAUAGAAACACUUCCUUUUUUAAAAAUAGCAGAAACUAUAGCCAGGUCCCCAAAAGCUGCAUGACUAGUUCCUUAGGCUUUGGGUUUGGUAAACAACAACUCACCAUCCCGCCUGUCAAACCAUGUUUGAAAUGGAGGGAGCUUUUAAAAGAAAAUUGUGAAUCAUAGCCAUGGUGGGGAUAGCUCUGGUUGCAAUUAAACUGGAAAUUUAAAAAUAAAAACCAAGCUCAUAGGCACAUCUCGAGUACAUUUUUAGGAUCCCACUCUAUGUAGUCUACACAAAUGAAGCCAAAAAAGGGAAUCUUAGUCAAAAGAGAGGAAAUUUAUAUUAUUGUAAAGCAGGGCUGGGGGACCUGAGCUUUUUUAGCUGCUUUUGACUAUUUUCCCCAUCGUCCCUGAUCAUUGGUUAUGUUGGCUGAGGCUGAUGGGAAUUGGAGUUCCAAAAAGCGUCCUGUCCCCUUCCCUUGGCUGACGUGUGCUGAGGACCAAAUCGGUUGUUUGUACUUUUUCUUUCUGAAAGACAUGGAAGUGAGAUGUUCAAACGAGUUUUGAAAGAACGUGCCAGCCUAUUCUGAUUUGUAAUGGCAUGUGCAGAAAUGUGUAUUAUGCAUCCCAAUGGGUGGUAGUCCUGCUAUCAAGUUUGAAUGUGUUUAACAAUAAGUCUUUAUUGCUUAUUAAAAUGAAAACCAAAAGAUGUUGUGUAUCUUCAGCACAUUAAAAUUACAAAAAAAUAAUAAAUUAUAUAUAAUGUUUGUGUGUGGGAUAGAGGUUGUAUCAGAUAAGGCUGCUGAAACCCAAAUUGGUUCCUUUUUUUGUUGUGCAGUAGAAACAUAUUGUACUUGGUUCUUUUGUUUUUAGUGCCUUCUGGCAUGAAUCUAAUACUUGCUUGCUGCUGCUCUUCUUAAAUUCCCUUUAUUGUCCUCUUUUGACGCAAUUCAGAUUCUAUCCCUGUUUUAAUAUGCACUUUCCCCAUAUUGUGGGUUCAAGUGGUAUGCUUUCCUUGUCCCCCAAGGAUCUUUAUAGUAUGUUCUGUAACAGAUAAAUGCUGCUGAGCGUCUUUUCUUAACGAUGUGUGUUUGUGUGUCACCUGCUGGUAUCAAGCAGUCGUUUUAACGGGUCCAUGUUGGUGCUGUUUGAGCGUCUGUUGGUGUAUCUGCUGCUCCAUGCUAUGGUGUUCCAAAGUUCUGUUGAAAACCUGCACUGUCUGGUGCUUAAGGGAUUUUAAGUACUGGCUCAAUAUACACAUAACAUCUCUUCCCUCUCCACCCAUUUUUUAAAAAAAAUCCAUGUUUGAUGCUGGGAGUUAGCCCAAGUGUGUUCCUUUCCUCUUAGCACCUUGACUUUUGCACACUCUCCUCCUCAUCCUUUCUGCUAAAAUCCCACCCACUUUUGUUUAUUUCUGGAUUUGGUGGCACACUAGUUCUUGGGAGUGUUUUGAGUAUCUAUAAUGUAUUUUAGAAAUAUUAAUACAAUACCAAAAGUAUACAGAGAGUCAAACAUUAGCUUUCAGUUGCUGGCUUAAAGUUUGACUUGGGGUGAGCAUUCAACUUGACACAGACACUAUGCUAGCAAAAUGUUGAAAAUGAUGGAGGACACAGCGAAGGAGCCAAGAGCAUGUGACCCCAAGGGAGCUCCCAAUAUUUUAAUCAUCUUAAGAAACUAGAGAAAUACUAGGUCUUCACUGAGCCACUGUGCUUUCUCAAGAAAUGAAUUGAACUGAAAUGAUACAGCAUUGAAUUGAUGUGGAAAGGCCAGAGUUGUCAGAUGAACUCUGAUUUAUCAUUUGCCUUAUGAGAUGUUUUCUGCGUAUUUUAAGUCACUUCCUGAUAACUCGUGACAAAAACAGUAUUUCCAUUUAAAGCCCUUUCCCCGUAAUUACGCAGCUUCUGCUUUUUAGAGUGUGGUUUUACACUUUCACAUCUUGUGUUUAAACUGAAGGUACCUUGUGGAGGAAUAUGAGCAGGACUUGUGUUAGUUGAAAAUGUGAUGUUCAUGUGAGAUUUUGCAGGAAAAAUCUGUGAGCAGGAGAGGUUAGGAUCACAGUUCAGUGCAACAAUUUUCACUUGCAAACCUCUAGGGUGGAAUAAUGUUACUUCUGAACAGUCCCACAAUUAAAUAAUAUCCUGCUUUUAAUUUUGCCCAGGAUUUAUACAUGAGGAAAGGUGAACAUACAAUUGCAAGCGGACUUAUUUUAGUUAAGUUUGGAUAUUGGGUAAGGGAGCUAUCGUUUCAUACUGCAGGCAACAGUGGCUAAAUAUCAAACAACAUUAAGCACUAUAUUGAGAAUGAAAGUGUAUUAUUGUACAUCUGAAGUGUGCAACUUAAGGGCAGGACUUCAGUUCAGUUCUUAAAGUGAUUAUCAGCGUGAAACUAAAAUUCCAUAUGGAAGUGAUGAAUUCGUAUCACAGUGGAUAUGUAUUAAUGUAGGUUUUGCAAAUUCAGUUAGUGUCUGAUACAUGUAGUAGAUGCUCUAAUUAUCAUGUUUCUCUUCCUAGAUUUAAGCUUGGCAAGUUUAUAUAUUUUGCCAUCGAAGUAAGGAAAAUCACAAUGUUUUCAAACAAUUUUAUUUGCACUAUUUUGUGAACAGUAGAAUUGCAGGGUUGAAGGACUGGUCACCCCCUUAUUGUUUGAGUGUAUGCAAAUAGGUACAUUGGUCAUGGGUUGACAAUCGAUUGCCUCAGUUGUUUGUAUGCAAUAUGUAAAUAUAACCGUAAUAUUUUCUUGCCUCCAAAAAAAGUUAAGGUUUGCCUUUUCAUUUUUAUCAGUGUUUACCUGUAAGUUAAAAGGUUUUUUACGGUUGAUUAAAAUUAGGUUCGAAAGUACUCAUCUUAGGGUGGGGAAUGCUACCCCUCUGGCCAUGGUUUUAAGCUAAGAUGAUUUCCCCUUCUGAACUCACACACAGCAACAAUAAACAGUUCAGGAUAUUAGACAGACUGUAAAACAUACUGAAAGAAUGGUCAAACCUAAAAAAAAAAAUAUUUUGAUAAAAUUAUAAUUUCAGAUGUUUUGUUUCUUCACAUCUUACAGGUUUAGACAGGAAGAUGGAAAACGCUGCAAUUAUAAACUGUCUUUAGUACUCAAAGUGUAAGCUGGGAAAAUUCAAUCCAUGCCAAAUACUGUUGAGUUGAUGCGUUAUCUAGUAUUAAAUACAUUAAAUAAACUAAUGCCCAUAGGCUCAAUUUAUUUUUGCAAACCUCUUCUUGGGUUAAUUCCCAGUUAAUCUGCUUCAUUCCAACAGUUUUAACAAAUCUUAUCUAGUUUUAUACAGAUAAAUAUUAAGACAGAUAAAUCUAGAGAAAGUAAAGCAUUCUUUUAUUUAAUGGACGUCAAGGAAAGAUCAGUGCUUCGCACCUUGUUGAGUCAGUGGAACUAGAUCACUUACUGAUUUGAAAAUUGUCUAGAUUGUCCUACUGCGAUUAUUAAUAUGAAGCUUGUUACUUUUUUGUUGUUUGGGAUCCAAAGAUAAUUUAGAAUCACUCAAGUGCUUGUGUAUUUAAUUUCUAACUCUUAAGAAAUACCACACUCAAAACUGACACCACCUGAUGCCAUUCAGUAAGCCACAUUUGAAACUUUAGCUUUUACAACCGUGUGCUGUUUUGAAGCAAACUAAUCUAAACUCUGCUUGGGCUCUCAGAAUUAUUUUUACAGGUGUUGGAUUGGAGUCACUGUUUAUAAUUCUAUUUAGUAUUUUAACUUUAUGUGCAGCAAUUAACUUGAGUAAUCAAUGCUCUACCCUAAAAUAAUUGGGGCUUGGGGGGGGGGGGGAAUGCCUAGGUUUGGUGGAGCAGAAUGUAUUCAUCAAACUUGAAGAAUUCCAGAGAGCAUGGUGUUUGUGUAUGUAUGUUUAGCCAUUUUCAUCAUUUGUAAAUUCCAAGCUUACUCCAGAAUCACAAUUUUUAAAAACGCAGGAGCAAACUAUGUAGAUAAUAGCCAUUUUAAAUAUAUAUUUACUGAAAUUCCUUGUGGUUAUCAGGACUGAGGCUUGGAAUUGCAUAAAUCACAAUAGGUUAUGUAGUCAUAUUUAGAAGUAGAAAAUAUAAUAUAUAGGAUGGGUGCAGGGUUGGGGGUACAACUUUUUGUGUGUGUUUUUGUAAAUUCCUGAAGAAUUUGUGUUAAAAAUGUGUCCAGUCUUCAGUAGACUAACUUUUAAAGCAGAGUUAUCAGAACUGCUUACUGGCCUUUUCCAAAAAUAAUGUUAGACAAAGUGCUUAGGAAUAGUUUAUCAUUUUGCAUAUUUCUUAACAAAGUCAGUUGUGUUAAUAAGCUGUUUCAUUUUCAUAACUUAAUUUGCAAGGUAGAUCUAUUUUAGUGAGCACAGUACAGUAGAAUGUUGGUAUAUUUCUGCUUUUGUCAUUUGUUUCAAAAGAUGACUUCAAAACAGUUAUCUCAUGUGCUAGAUGUUGGAGAAUUAAAGUAAUUAAACAUUGAAUUAUAUGUUGGUACCAGAUAAAAUGACAGUAGAACACUUUUUGGUGCUUUAAUUCAGAUGGGACCAAUAUUCUUCCUUUUCUGGCACUAAGGACUUCUAUAGUUAACAGCCCUCCUAGUUCAACAACAAGUCUUUAUAAAACAAAAUUUAGCAGGACUUGAAAUUGGAGAAAGUAAAAAAAUACUGUGUUUCACUGAGUUUACCCAACUUUCUCUUUGACUUGAAAUUUUAUUUAUAAUGAAUGUGAGUGUGUAUCUUUUUUAACCUGCUGAUAUAAGGAUCAUUCAGGGGUGGGGUGGGAGUUCAUGAAAAAUAGUCAUGAGUGUUUGAACGUGUGUAUGUGAGAGGGAGGGAGGGAGAGAACUGUUCUCUUGUAAAAAUACUUUUUACAAUGUCUCACCAUUAGUGUAGAAAUUUGUGGGAAGGGCAUUAGUAAUUUUGUUCUGGCUAUUAUUUGGAAAGCAGUUUCCAGACUAUAAGUUACACGGAAGUCUCAAGUGGGGUGGGGCUUCUAUUAUUAUUGAACAAGUUGCGAAAGGAGUUGUCGCUGAAUUUUUAAUGUUUGUAAUAGGAACACCCAAUUUACCAUUAACCGUUUGAAUCUUAUUAUCCUGCAGGAAUUGCAAUCAUUUUAAAAACUGUUGUAUAAUGUUUAGCUAUCGAAAGCACCCCCCCUUUAUUUUCUCUCAUACAAAGGUUUACUUCUGAACUAAGAUUUUUGAAGGAUUUUUACUUUUUCGGCAUUAUGUAACCUGUUUUACCUCGUUCGCAAAAGGAGCAUAGGCAGCAAUUACCCUGCUUACUGUAAACAAAAUCUGUUUGGCAGAAAGACUUGAAUUAUGUUAAUGUUCCACCAGCAUGAACCUGCAUGUUGGUAUAACACCCAAAACGUUCAGAAUCUGGUGCUGGUGAAAUGCUAAUCAAAAUGGGUAUGUAAUAAAUGCAGUCUUUACGGUGUUGGGGACCCUAAACUGGAACCUGUGAAUAGCUUGUAUUAACAGAACUCAGAUGACAUGUUUUAAGAUCAUUAUAUUGGUGCAUGUAAGCCAUUAUCUUAACUGUCUUACUGAAUCUGGUUAAUGCUGUUGACUGUUGUUAAAAUGUGAAAUGUUGAUCUUGUAAAUACCUGCCAGAGAGAGAAUAUUUUAAAUCAUUGUAAAUAGAGGUGUAUAAAAUUGAAACAAAAUCUGCAAUGCAGAAAAGAUACAUAUAUAAAUAUAUAAAGAUGUUUAAAUAAAUAUUGUGCUGUUUCUGG
Molecule: messenger RNA, 47834 nt
Organism: Podarcis lilfordi (Lilford's wall lizard)
Lineage: Eukaryota; Metazoa; Chordata; Lepidosauria; Squamata; Lacertidae
Source: the annotation of a GenBank genome assembly